CGGGUGUGAACUUCAGUGUGUGGUUUACAACUUUACAGUCAGUUAAGAAAGAAACUCACCGAGAGAGAGCAGCGGCAGCAGUGGCAGCUUCCUUUCAGACAGAGGAAACAAGGAAGUGAAGAGUUGAGUGACUUCCAGUUGUUUUCCGCCGGUAAGUCCCCGUGGGUUUUUCACGCUUUCUGCCGUCUGACCUCUCGGCGUGGUGUCUCAGGAAAACUGGAUUUCUUGUGGACUCGGUAAGCAGGAAAGUCCUUUUAGUCCCUUUACUGCACCCGUGUGUGAGUCUAAGGCGGUUUAGGAUCGAUUUCUGUGUUUUUUGAGCGUGUUUUCCCCCACGAAGGUCCACCAAAGUCUUCAUUCAUUUAGGGUCAGGGUUUCAGGACACACACUGUCGCUUGGAUCAGACUGCUGGACACCUGUAACUUCUGCUCCUGUUAUAUACACUGUUAUUGCAGCAGAAAGAGGAUGUGAUAUUUCACUUUUAUAUAAAGUUAACCCCUGAACACAUGUGCUCCAUUGUGAGUCUGAGUCUGUUGACACACAUUCUGUUCAGCUGCUAACGGUGGGAAAAUGUGAGUCCCUGCUUUAGAGGCUGUUAAACUCUCCGUGCUAUUUUACAGUGUUAUAGGUCAGAAAAAGUGAUAAAUUCUUUAUAGUUACCCCUGUGUCUACAUAAUCAUAUACAGGAUGAUGAUAUCGGACUUUGACCAUAUACGAUACGCCGAUAUGUGACAUUUUUGUGUCUAAACUCUUACAUGACAUGUUUAAACUCACCCUUCUCUGUCAUUGCCUGUGUAUAAAGAGCACAUCAACUUAUCAUCUGUUCAUAUUAGCAUACAUUUUUGUAUCUUGUAGGGCUGGGCGAUAUGAGAAAAAGUUUAUCACGAUGUAUAUUUUUCAUAUCAGUCGAUAUCGGUAUAUCACGACAGGGUUUUUCCUGCGUUCAAAAUUGCGUGGCGGCCGCCUCCACCUAAUUUUUGAUUUCGCUCAACACAGCGUAAAGCUCCAGCUGUGUUGAUUGAGCGAUUAAUGUCCCGAUGCAGCAGCAACGUAUUUUAACUGCAGUUGCAGGGUUGCGCCACUAUAAAGGCGCUAUAUCAACAGCAGUGCACCGGAAAGACCUGAAGCAUCUACCGAAGAAGAAACGGAUCGAAUCGUGUUUUUUCAAGUUUUUUUCCCGCUAGUUGGUGCUGUCGACGUCCUGAUUUUCCCUGGUGGAUGGUACAAACAGGUAAAUACUGCUUCUCUUUUUUGCAUCCAAGCAUGACGUGUUUAUUUAAAAAAAAAAAAGUUUACUCCGUUUUUAGCGUUGCAGUUAUGACAGGCAAAAUCAGCCAGUACUUUAGAAAGCGAUCUCGCGAGGAGGAAAGUCAAGAGUCCAGGUGAAACACAGCAGAGAAAAAACGUAACAGGCAGUUAAAAUGCUAUAAUUCAUGUUGGUGAGAACGUGGAAAUUUGUGUCAGGUCUGAAAGUACUUCACAAGGGACUGGUGAUCGCGAGGGUCAGAAUGCAGGACAGGACGAGUCGGCGAGGCGAGGGUAAUUAAUUAAUUAGUUUCCAAUUAGGAGCAUAACAACGCAAAGCCGACGUGUACGUGGUUUUUAUUUCUCUUUCUAGAUCUUCUCAAAAACACAGAGCCAGUGGCUUUGACAAGCAGUGGCUCAAUCAAUUUACCGGGCUCAGGCAUACUGAGGAAGGCAUGCACUGCUAUUUAUGCCAAAAGCACUGUGCCCCAACACAGCAGGCAAUUGCUGCCUCCUUAGUGAGACAGCCAUCAACCAACUACAGGCUGGACACAUUAAAAAGACAUGAGGUGACAGCCAUUCACAAAGCAGCAGAAGAGAAAGAGAAAUAUAUUAAAGAUGGUAGUACCUAAAAAAACUCAACUAGUAAAGUUACAAAAAAUAAAUAACAUAGUUUAGAUAGUUUAAGAAAUAAUUGGUUGUCGUUUUUUUUUUUUAGGGAGGACACUGCAGCGUAUACAUAUAUAUGAUUGAAAACACUAUCACUCUUCAUGUCUGUAUCAGAAUAAAAACAAAAAUACUUAAUGCAUGAUGAAUUGUUUUGUUUAAGGUGAAGACACCUCUGUGGAACAGACUGAAGGAGAGGCACUUGGAUGUCUGUUGUAAGGUGGCCGUUGAUGGACCAGACCAGGAGGCCUUGGACUACAAGGAGUGCAUGAGGAGGUUCUACAGAAUGAAAAAGAGGAGGCUGAAAUGUUCUGUCUGGUUGCGAGAUGUGUGGAUGAAGUGUACUUUCAAUUUAAAGUUGCCAGCUGAUUUGUGUAUGUAUAUAGUUUUAAUAAAUGAAUGCUUUAACAUGAUAAUGGUCACACUCUUUUUUGAACUCUUAACUUAAAGUAUGUUGCCUGUAAAAGAAAGUGAAUCGGUUGAAUUUACAAAUACAUGCACGUCGUGGCGCAUGGUCAGGAUGGUGCCACCUCUGCCUCAAUUUGAGCCAGGAAAAACCCUGCACGAUUAGGGUUUGGCAUCGAGUCUUGAGUAUCGAUGGGGACUGGGACUAAAGGUCCUUACACACUGGGAGCGUUUUUUUCGUGCGAUUAUUUCGGAUGUCAGUAUUUUUUUUCAAACCCGUAUCCUGUCAAUACAAGCGUUCACAUCAGCGAUGUUUUCCUGUUAAUUGUUUAAAGUCAUUAUGAAUCCUGCAUAAAUCCAUCUUUUUUGUGUGUGCUAAUAUUAUUACUGAUAUUAGUUUAUUUACUUGUAACGAGAGGGCAGGUCUGUCUAUAGCUGAUAUACUAAUCAGGAAUGCCCCACUGAGAGUAAAAGGUUCACCCUUACAAGAGUGUCCUCAGAGAUUUGAGGCAGUAUGUUCCAAGUUAAGUACAAAUGAACUACACGCGUAUUAAUUAUAAAAAAACAUGUCAGCAGUUUUACCUUCAACACCUUCACUCUGCUUUUAAACAGAUCUAGAGGGACCAGAUCUCUUGAGGUCUAAGUUCUCUUGCAGGAGAUUCCAAGCACUUCAAGACAAAAAGCAGGAAUAAGUCAUGUGCCUGAGAGCAAAGACUGUAGCUUCUGGUGUUUUUGAAGUUAAUGAAAUUACAUAAAAAAGUAGGGAGCAAGUUGAGUGUCACCUUUAUAAAUAAGGACAUGUCGGUGAUUUAGUCUUAAGUGUAGAAUAUGCUGGUCAGCCAACUUGAGCAGACCGGAGGCAGUGAUAUAAGAGAUUAUGACAGUAUAUCUGACUACAAAUAUUUAUGAUUAUGUUUAUAUACAAAGUACAUGACGUGUAAGUCAGUAACAUGUCUAUAAAUCAGUGGGAAAGACAAAGACGUGGUUAAACUGUGGGUUUAAGAAUCUGGCUGAUAUACUGAAGGUUUUCAUUCCUUCCAUGAUAACAGAAUUCAUAUUAAACACUACCCAGUGUCCUUUUUAGAUUCAAUAUACAUUCAUUGGAAAUGGAAAAACAUGGUGUCCUCAAUUAGAAAACAUAAUGAUGGUAUUGGCCUUGUGAUGGUCAGUGCCGAUAUGAAGCAGAUUUGGUCAAAAUGUCGUUAACUGGCCUGAUACUUAUCGAUUAAUCUGUCUGUAAAUGUUAUUGGAAUGCACCAGUGUAUUGACUGAGUAUCUCUGACUGAUAUCGGCCCUGUGAGCAGAUAUCACUAUGUUUGCAAAUAUUUUGAUGUGCAUUCAUUGCAGUAGGAGGGAACAACAAACAAGCCCUGUGUUUCAGCCUUUUAUGAUAUUUGGAGUUUUAGUGAUUUUGGAAAAUAAACAGUAUUUCUUUUUCAUAAAUUAUAUUCAACUACUUUUCUAACCAUUAGUGAAUCACUUUUAAUGUAAAUUAAUCCAGGAAAGUCUCUUAUUUAGUUGAAAAUAGCACUUUACUGAGUUGUAAGAGACUUUUGUGGCUUCUGAACCAACAUUUAUAACAUACCGAUUUGUUUAGGUCACUUAUUCAGAUUUGGGGAAUCAUCAUAAACUAAACCUGAAUCGUACUAAUCAAAUUAAAAGUACCGGCUAUCACUGUGUGUAGACAGCAGCAUGUUAAAUAAUUGAUAUUUAUUACAGUUCCUGCUUGCUGUUUGUUGUCAGAACCCAGUUUAUCUGUCCAUCUGUCGUGUCUUUCCUGCAUCUUUUCAUUAUCUGCUGCUGCUGCUGCAUCAUCCCAGUUUCACCCCAGAGACCCAUAAAAGUUUCAUUUCAUCGUAAGCUUGUAAACUCGACACAAUGAUAUUUAUCUGCAGCUUAGAAGCAGCAGAACAAAGUCCCGUAUUUUCCCAUGCUCCAUAAAUCAUCACCUUAACUCUGCAGAGGUCCCGUCUCCUGCACUGUGGCGUGUUUGUAUUGAUGAGUUGAAAUAAUGGGCCUUGGUUUGCAGUAAACAAGCAGACCUAUUAUGUCCUGUGUUCGCAGUAAUGACGGCUGUUUGUAUUUGCAAACAAAGCUCAUUUCUCCAGUGCUUGGUAAAUAUUGAAUUAACAAGCUUGUAGGAGCGACUGUAGCUGCUGUGUCCUGAUAACAUCACUGGCGUGCUAUCUGACGCUCAGGGUGGGGUAACUGUCUCAGGGCUCGGGUUUGGGUCCAACUUUGAUAAGUGAGCGCACGUGUACAGUUAAAGAAGUAAUCCUGAAGCUUAAGAUGUCCCCUUUGUUGUCUUUUUCUUUCCAGGGAUCUGCACAAAGUUUUCCAAUCAAACCCCGAUGUGUUACUCUGUAAUUGACAGGCGAGCUGUUGCCAUGAGCACAGGGUGUCACAGUGUUUUUUUCAUUAGCCGCUUUAUCAGAGAAAUGAUAGAGAAUAGGAGUUAAUGAGCAGCUCCCCCCUCACCGGUCAUAAACACGACACAGGCUUCCUGAGACAGACGGUCUCAAAGGUUAAAAGCCUUUUAUUGGAGCCUGGUUGUUGAUCUGCGGCCCUGCAUUGAUGGCGGAGGUGACUCAUCCAUGGACGGCCGCCUGCAGGUGACGUCUGGGGAUGUUUUUAAUCAGACCCCUAAUUCAUUUAUGGGUGAUACAGUAUAAAGGCAGACAGGAGACCACCUGACACAAUGAUUUUUGUCUGGUUCCUCCGCCUGCCGUCUCCUCGCUCCGUUUCAUCCAUUUAAUCAUUAAGACAUGAAGUCAUCCAUGACUUUUACCGACCUCCAUUUGCAUCCAAAAAAUGACAACAUCUCGUCAGAAGAUUGGACACAGCUCAUUGCUCUGUAAUGACUGCAGAUGAGGGUUGACUUCAAAAACAGCCGAUCGCAAUGAGAAGAAAUGAGAGCUGAGAGGAGCGUUAUACACGAGUUUGAUUCCUUUUGUUCAAGCAUUUUCUUAAUCGUUUUUUCUACAUAUCUUAAAUGCAAAUGUCGUGGUGAAGAAAGAGCUGAGCCGUAAGGCGAGACUCUAGAUUUACUGGUGGAUCUACGUGUCGAUCCUCACCUAUGGUCAUGAACUUUGGGUAAUGACCGAAAGAACAAGAUCGUGGAUACAAGCCUGAGACUGGGGAGGAAAGGUCACAAAUUAAAGAGAAUUUCUGGUAGGGCUGGGUGAUAAAACAAAACUGUACCGAUACUGAAAUUUACAACAAUAACUGACGUCAUUUUGCCCAUAUCGGUAUAUUUGGUGUCAUAAAAAUAAAUAAAUAAAAAUUAGUUUUGGAUGUGUGUAGGUAGGCUAUGGUCUCAUGUCCUUAUAAGACGUUGUCCCACAUCAGAGACGUGACUCCACCUCAUCCAGUCCGUAACAAAGAGGAAAAGACAGGUGAGGAGAUGGAGGACGGUUCAAAAGUUGUAGCAGCAGAAGUAGACAAAGUUAAUGUGGGAGGGGCUGAGCAGCUUGUGGAGAAGUUAUCGUCCAUUUAUGGUUAUUGAGGUGAACUGCUCAAUAUAUCGAGAUAUUGAUUUGAGGCCAUAUCGCCCUAGUUGUAGCUUGAUUGAUAUCUACUGUCACAGUGCUAUAAUGAUCUACCACAUGAAUGUAAACAAGCACAGAUGAUAGAUUUUACCUCGUCACAGGCCACCACCAGCCAGCGGGGAAGAUAAAGUUUGUAAUAGAUUUAUUCAUCUAUUCAUCGUUAAGUGUUUUCGUAAGUUUUAGAGGAGUUAAUGAUGUAAAUUAAAAUUUUCAGACAAGUAGGAAUUUGGUCUCUUUGGACGUCCAGGAUUAGGAGUCAAACAUGCAAUCAGUAUGAUGAGGACAGUGGAGACGAUGGAGAUGGAAGAAGAAAUAUUUGUGCCUGGCUUUGAUUUGAUUUGAUGAUUUGCAUUUCGAAAGCAUCCUCAACAAUGAUUACAGACGUGUUUCCCAGUUUGCUUUUGCAGAAAUCUUUGUGUCCUCAGUUUGUGCAACAGUAGUAGGACGCAAGACUUGUGUGCUCUCCGUGGACACGGUGGGAGAUGAGUUGAUUUUCCGUGUAAAUUGAGCUUCACAGUUUCGCAAAAGAAUUAUAAGAAUGCAAAAUUGAAGUGUCAAUGUUGCCGAGUCAUGAGCGAUCGAGGACAGUCACAACACUGUCUGAGUAUCCGGCAUCAAGUUAUUUUAAUCAAUAAAGUCAGCAGGUUUAAUGGGUUUGGAUUCACAGUCUGGAUGAGUGGACACUUUCCCCUGCUGAGUUUUUUACAGCGUGUGUGUUCAGGGUGGGCUUACCCUGCUUGUAGAGGAAAGGUCAUGUCAUUGGUGUACUGAAGGCAGAAUCAGCGGCGCCUUCUCCCCGCAGUUAUAGGUAUGUAUUUACAAGUUUAUCCUCUGUUAGUGUUUUUCGACCCCGGGCCAGCAAGAAGGGCUUCCAGCUGGUUUAGUGCAGCCUGUCAUCGCCUCACAGGUUAGUCAUGAUGAGUUAUCUUGGGGUAACGUAGUAGCAUAUGGCACCAAACACCCGUGGCUUGGCCAGUUUGCCCCCCUACCUCCCUGCAGAAGAGGACACAGUUAUUUCUGGCCAUCAAGGUUAGAAAGGGUCACGUGGGAGAUCUGGUGGAGGUAUGUGCUGGUAGACAGUCCCAGUUACAGGAGGACCGUGUUCAAUCUGAAGUCGCUCGGAUGUUUAAACGCUGCCAGUAAAAGAAAAGUUUUACUGUAAGAGAGUGGAAGUGACUUUAAAUAAGUUCUUGUAGUCAUUCGAAGAGCGCCUGGAGUGCCCAGUCGGCGACCGAGUGGUGAUAUGAUCCAUCCGUCUGUCCUGGUGGCUUUUCCCCUCGAGUCAGCUGUUUAGCUCGGGUUGAAGGGUCAGGGUGGCGAUGGUGACGGUGUUUGAAGUGAGUGUGAAGGGGGUGUUUGACUAUAUCGAUGAGUGACACAUGAGCCGCUGUUGGCCGGGUCCCUCUGUCAGCGAAGGGGCAGGUUUCUACUCCUCACCCGGGUAUGUUUCACAGCAGCAGCAGCAGCUCUCAAGCUUCAGCUCAGUUAUGGGGAAGUGACAUAACCGCUUUUGUUUCUUUGAUUGUGUUGUAUAGGAUCUGAUGUCAGUGAGGGAGUGGUAACACACUCAGUCUACUAAGACUGCAGCUCAUUCAAAUCAAUGAGGAAAGGCCAAAUGUGAGAAAAACACUGAUUUAAUAGGGGUGAGGGGAACUCGUAAUCAUACAACUGUUUUAUGGCUGAAUGAUUUUGGACCCUGAAAUGAACAGUUAGCGUGCAGAGAUUUGAUUAGUUACCAAGUUUGGUCAAAUUUUACUUUUUUAUGUUUAAUUUUAGAGGUAUUGUUUUGAUUGCACACAAAAAUGCAAAAGUUUUUUCAGCAUUAGUGUAAAAUAUUGAGCUGUAACUUUUCUGACAGGUAUUAUAUAAGAAACGAAAACAACAUCCUUUCAAGACAUCAAUUAUACUUGAUAAGACAAAAUCGUUUUGGCAGCUCUGGAUGUGUUGGAAAUUGCGUCUGAUUUCACAAAUCUAAAUGACGGACAAAAAGAGAUUUUCAGUGGUAUUUAAAGAGCAGUUUUAGAGAAACAGCCUCAAACUGAAGAGAAAGAACAUUCAACCAAGACAAAGUCAGAUAUUUCUCUUUGCACUGAUUCAGAAAUGUCAUUAUGUUAGCAAGUGAAAAACCAUGACGGUACAGCAGAGUUUAAUAACAUUUUAAAAAUGAAGAUUUGUGGAGUCUACUGUGGAGAGACUGGGGAGGAAAGAUCAUAAAUUAAAGAGAAUCUGUGGUAGGGCUGGGCGAUCAACCAAAAAUUUACCUUUACCAAAAUCUAUGACAAUAAUCUGUUGAUAAUUCGAGGCUUCCAUAAUGACAGGCACAAAAUUCUGGUCCUAUGUUAUUUAUCAGAUGAAGUAAAGUCACCUGUCAGUAUCCAGUUUUGUAGCUAGGGCUGGGCGAAUCAUGUGUUCGAUUGAAUCAGUUGAUCAAUUCGGAUCAUGAAAAUUCUUAGUUAUUGAUUUCUGUCCCAAUUUUUUAUGGACUGAUUUUUCUAAUCAUUCAUCUCUUUGCUGGAAAUAUUUAGAUGUACCCAAAUACGUAAACUUUGCAUUGUCUGCUAGGGCUGGGCGAUAAACCCCAAAAAUUUACCAAUACCGAAAUUUACGACAAUAACCAACAUCAUUUUGCCCACAUAGGUAUAUUUGGUGUCAAAAAAUAAAUAAAUAAAAGUUGGUUUUGGAUGUCCCUUUAAGACGCUGUCCUACGUCGGAGACGUGACUCCACCCCAUCCGGUCUGUAUAGACAGGUGAGGAGAUGGAGGACGGUUCAAAAGUUAUUGCGGCUGAAGUAGACAAAGUUAAUGUGGGAGGGGGUGAGCAGCUUGUGGAGUAGUUAUCGUCCAUUUAUCGUUAUCGAGGUGAACUGCUCAAUGAUUUGAGGCCAUAUCGCCCAGCCCUAAUCUCUGACUUGUCUGAAUCUAUCCAACUAAAGCUCCUUCUAAAGAAACCCUGACAUGAGACUUCAAGAAAAAAGGACAUAUAGAGUCAUUAUUCAGGACUGAGCCCCCUGCACAUGUUGCAUAAGAGACUCUGUCUGAAAGUGAAAUAUGAAGCACAGUAACGCGAUCCACUUUGAUGUACAUACAGGAGGACACAAUAGAUAGAAGCGGUCUGGCUGCUCAAAGACCUGCGUGGUCAUGGUAACAACAAACAGCAGCAUGGGCCCUUUGGAAAGUGCAUUGUGCUGAGUCAGCACGGACACUGUGCUGGUGAUGAGUGUGCAUCUUCUUGCCUGCAGAAGCUGUGAACGAGAACUAAAAAUAACCAGAACUAAAAGCCGGCGCAGUGACAGAAAACUUAGAGGAAUAAUGUACAGCAAGAAGAGUCUUUUAUAAAGCAGUGGGAUAUGUUUAGGAAUUUAAAAUAAGUAAAGUGAAUAUGUGGAUUCCUCCUUUCCCAGCAGUGCAUCUAACUUACUUAUGUGGUUAUCAGUGAAAGCAUUACCUGUUGAAUUCCUGUUGCUAAAUAAUUGUUUUAACUCUUUUUUUUAUGAGUAUUUCAGGAGCAAAUAUGUUAGAAAUUCUUUCAAUCUAAAACUUUGAUAACAGGCUGACUUAUGUAACCUAUUUCUUAAGUCAGGAGUGCUGCAAUAACCCAGUUUCCCCAGGAAUCAAUAAAAUGUGUCUUCUUUUGUCUGACAUCUGUUUCACAAGGGUGUAUGAAGCAACCCGGUAAGAGCCAGUCCUCUGAGUAUUUGUUUAAGUUAGCUUAGUUAGGACGGCUGUGCACAUCUACCAUUUCUCAGUCUUUCUGUCGUGUUUUUCUCUUUAUGAAUAUGAACUAUUUACACCCAGAGGAGUUUUAUUUAAGCUGUUUUCCUCUCUUCUUUCUAGGGUAAAGCAAAAAGCGCCCUCAUGAUGGUCAUGGAUCUCUCAGAGUGAGGACCCCGUCUCCAGACUUGGACAUGUUACUUCUCAGAGUCAGACCUCCUCUGUCCUGACACAGGGAGUUUUACAACUAAGAUCCCGACAGUCUACCUCAACCCACGUGGAGUCCACUCCUUCUGAUCUACCUCAACCCUCGCUCUUCAGACACGGGCGCACGUAGCCGUUAUCAGCCAGCUCGCCAGCAGACCCUUCGCUUUAUCAGCAGGCUUUCAGGUGUCAGUCACAGCACAGUCGACCGGUUUCUCCCUGCUCAGCCACUCGUGGUAACACCCGAAGCAGACAUGUCACAUAGGGGUUUGUGAUGUCCGAGCCCUGCUUCAGACCAGGACUUAGACUAGCACUUGGACCCAGAGCGGUGGAAAGAGAAGGACAGGUGGGGCGGAGUCGGAGAGGUGUUCCUCGGUUUGUGGUUGGUAGUGAAGAUGACGAGCAAGACCUGGGCCAGAUGGAGGUGGGCAUGAAGAACGAGAUGUUUCGAGAAGAAGACAUGGAGGAUGAUGAGGAUGAGUCGGUAAGAGAUGACUCCACAGGUGUGAAUUUAGAGGUCAAAAUGAAGAGAUUUAAUUUUUUUAUUUAACACCAAAGAUGAGACGUUUUAAAAUGAUCAUACUGGAAGUUUUAUUCUGAAAGUUUUAUUUGGAAUCGGACUGUGGAAAAAAGACACAGGCUGAAGUAUACAGAGCCCGGUAUGAGAACAUUACAGUAGAUAAACAACUGGGAGGCUACUGCUCUGCUGUUUAUUCCUGCGGCUAUAAAAGGACUUUAUGAUUGUGCUGUGUUAGCUCCUCACCUACUUGUCACCUACUAAUUCGCUCCCUCUAUUUUCUGUCUGUUUGUGUCUCUGUUUCACUCUCAGCAUUUUAUUACCUCGCUGUUAUCUUAUCAGCUGUGGAACAACAGCAAAGACUUAAUGACUCACUAAUGAAAGACUCGUUGAACUCAGGCGAGCAAGUUUGACACUCUCCAAACAACCUCGUCCAAAGUUUUAGUCUGCUAAAAACCAAUCACUUUUUUAUCGUCACAUCUUCAGUUAUCAGUUAAAUUGUCAUGCUGCUGGUCCUAAAAGUCAUAAGGCUCGUUUAACAGACUUAAAUGGAAAAGUUGAAAAUCCAACGCUGGGGUAUGAUCCAGAAUCUGACCCUAGGGCUGUAAUCAACCAAAGAAAUUCUUGGUCGACUAAAACCCUGAAAUUUUCGACCAAAAAUCUGACUCUGGGAUCCGACUUUGAUGGCAAACCCUUCUGCGGCAGGGGACGACGUGUCUUGGCGGGGUGAAAAUAUACUGAUUUCAGCACAAGAAGGCAAUUAAACUUAGAUUGAUUAACGUGGACGCUCUUCAAUCUUCCUGUCACCAGCUGGUCUCCGGUGGGUUGAGCGAAUUCCAAAAUGGUGAAAACAAGGGGGGGUGUUCUGAGACAGGCUGUACCUGUGAAACGGAGGUGGUCUAAAAACACCCCCAUUAGCACUUGGUACGAAAUUAACCAUGGACUGUUAACUGACGCAGAAAAAAAUCGAGUCGACCAAUCAGAAUUUUGGUCGACCAAUAAGUCGACCAGUUCAUCAAGACUUUAUAGCCACAUUUUUUUCAAUGUGAUGUCUUUUUAAAGCUUAAACUGGGAAACACUCAGGGUCGGGAAAACAACCUUUCACCCAGGAACAAGUACUAGCUAAGAAAAACACACAGUUGUUCUUGUUGCAUUAAAAAGCUUUGCUUCCUCCUUUUGUGCUAUAUACAACAAUAGUAGCCACUGUUAAAAUGUUGCAGGUCACAUGACACCUUGCAUCUAGAAAAGCAGUUUUUUUUUGUCAAAAGGAUCUUAACCAUUCACUCUGAUCUCCUUUAAAGCACAUCCAUACAUCUUCUCUGUCUUUAUGUCUCUGAAAUGAACUCAUCAUCUCCUCCUUUCUGUCCCCUCCAUCAGCCCCCAGAGCGACAGAUCGUGGUGGGCAUCUGUGCCAUGAUGAAGAAGUCCAAAUCCAAGCCCAUGACUCAGAUCCUGGAGCGCCUUUGUAAGUUUGACUACAUCAACGUGGUGAUAUUCCCGGAGGAGGUGAUCCUGGAGGAACCCGUGGAGAACUGGCCUCUCUGUGACUGCCUCAUCUCCUUCCACUCCAAAGGUAAAACUUCACACACAAGUUUUUUCAAAGCGUAAAACAAAGGAUUGUUUGUUUGUCCUUCAAUCCAGAUUUUCUCUGCUUUAAUCUCUGCACAUGAACCCUCGGUGUCCUGCAGUUGCAUCAUGUUUUGAUAGAAACGAUAAAAGACCGGCAUGUUUUGAACAAGAAUUGUUUAUAAGGUGAACUUUUCUGUUUGUUUUGUGGCAUCAGAGCCUCUGAAAAAAACAUCUACUUGGUAUUUGUUUUUCUUUGUAUCCAUGAGAGAACAGACGGGAUAAGUUCCCUGUUACACAAAGUCCAUGAAGUCCAGCUGUAAUUAAGUACUUUAACACCCUGUGUAGUAUCCGUACCUUAGAAGUCAUACAUUGGGAAGUUUGCCAGGUUUUGUCCCAGCCGUCUGGCAGAGAGCACAGCUCUUUAUGGGAACUCGCUAGUGGGAAACAAUGAGAACUGGUGGCAGUGGAAACAUCUAUUUAAGGCGUACCAUGAAUGUUGUUCCUCAGCUGACUUUGUGUGCUUUAUAAAGGCAGAGCCACAUGAAUGAGGUCAGCGCACCACUUAAUGUUCAUGUCCUAUAUCCUCAGUGAGUGAGCAUGUGUUACUAUAAAGAGCUGAAACAUCCACCAGGAAACGCUGUAUUGUAGAUCUACAUCUACAUUCAUACAGUGUUUUUGGUUGUUUUUCUGUCUGACUCUAUUUUGUUUUAGAACACCCCACACAUGGGCUAAAAUACAUGCAUGCAUGUACAUGCACACAGUAUAAUAACUUUAUUUAUAUAUCACUUUUGAAAACAACUUUAUUAAGUUCUUUGACAUGAAAGAAAAAAAAUAAAGAUAAAAACAACAGAACAACAACAAAAAGAGAACACUUGGGGGGGAAAAGAGUCUAGACGAGACUAAAACCCAGACUACAUAUUCUAACGAGACAUUAUCAGCAAUAAAAAAACAGACAUUAAGACAAAGACAUCAUAAGAACCUGUGAUACCCAGCAAACACAGGCAUCCAACCACAAAAACCUGAGACUAAGGGGACUGAAGUUUAGAAAGGAAUGUAAAAGAGAAGAAGUAAGAAGUAAAAACAUUGAGAGAAGUAAAAUUGUAUAUGAAAAAUAAAUGUAAAGGAGUAAGUCAGACGAAGGGAACCGCUAAAGUGACACAAGUACCCCAAAAAAUAAAAAAUAAAAAUAAUAAUAACACCUAUUUAUAUAGAACCUUACAACAUCCGGAAAGAUGAACAAAGGGCUUUGCACGGUCAAAUACACAAAUACAGGAAAAGAAAAUACAUGACAAGUGAUGAAUGUCACAGGAUAUCAUAACAAUAAAAAAGGUAAGAGGACACAGAAACAAUCAAAAAGUAAAUGGCACAAAAUAUUAAAAGCCUGUUUAAAUAGGUGCGUUUUAAGAUGUGUUUCAAAGAGUGCCAGGUCAUUGAUAAAAAGUAAUUCAGGGGGGAGAAAUUAAGAAGAGUAAAAUAUAUUGAAGAAGACAACAUCAUGUAAAAGCAAGUCUAUAAAAAUGAGUUUGAAGAAGUGAUUUAAAAGCAGCAGCAUAACGGGGCAAACAAGCACCCCAAGUGGAUCAGGGUUCAGUGUCUUGUUUAAAGGAACUUCUCCAAUAUUAAACUCCAAAUUCGGCACCAUGAGCCAUGCAGGGACUUGAAGCAUAGAUCCUCCGGUUUCCAAACCAAGUCCUUCCAGACUGAGCUGUUUGCAUCCUGAAAAAACAAAGAGAAUAAAAAGACAGACUGUGUCAAAUACAAAACUUAAGAAAACUUGAACAAUAAAAGACGAGUUGUGUUAUGUUCCUUUAAGACGGAAACUGAGAUUGAAGCUCAUUUAGGGGUUGAAUUAUAAGAUGAUGUUAGUCAAGUGAUCGAGCUGCGCUCUAAUUCAGCUGACAUUAAGGUCUAAUUAAAAACCUGUCAGAAGUUAUUAAAAGCCAUAAAAGUGACGGUACAGCCAUCAAAUUAAAGAUGUUUCACAGUUUUAAUCCAUCAGUCGAGUGUUUCGGUGAUAAAUGUCACACUGAGAAAGAAGAGCAGAAACCUUUAUUUGAGUUUUAAACAAACUCAUGCUGCUCGUGACUUUUUAGAUAAAUUAUUUGACCAUAUGUUGUACAAGUUUACAUUUAAAGACUUAGUGUAUCGCUCGACUUCUUCCAGGUUUCCCGCUGGACAAAGCCGUGGAGUACGCCAAGCUGAGGAACCCACUGCUCAUCAACGACCUCAACAUGCAGUAUUUCAUUCAGGACAGGUACAGCCGAGCUAAAACACCUGCACACAAACGAGCAACUCUGAUCACGCUCAAAGACAGAAACAACAAACACCUGAUGAUUUCACAGAUGCAUCCCAAACCCACUCGAGACAGAAAUGUGGUCACACUAAGAGACGGUGUCAGUUUUCCCUCCAGCUAAUUUGACAGCUGCCGGCCUCAGAGAUGGGAUUAAUGUUGAAGUAGCAUCCCUGAUUGCCACCUGCUCAUUUAAAUCGAACAUCUCUGCUGAGAUUCAUUUGCAUCUCUCUCGGUAAAUGCAGCAGCUGGAUCCUUGAUGCAAUCAACCUGUUGUAGCUGUGGUGUUUUUACCCUCAUCAUCAGCAGAGUGGUCUCUUCACAGGAAUGAAAAUAGCUGAUCUGUUUUUGUCGCACACUUUAUAGAUAACAUACACUUUCAGUUUUAUAAAGCUGCACACACAAAAACCCUGUGGUAAGCUUUUUUUAUAGAGGUUGUUACUAAGUGGAGUCAAACUUGGUCUUAAUAGCACAGGUCAUAUACAAGGCAACACGAUGUGCUUCAUUAUUAGAGUAUUACCUGUGAGCUUAUGCUAAUAAAGGUGUUUGAUCCCCUGUCAGGAGGGAGGUGUACCGGAUCCUGCAGGAAGAGGGCAUUGACCUUCCUCGUUAUGCCGUGCUGAACCGAGACCCCGACAAUCCUGAAGGUGAGGAGGAGCUCUUAUAAUGAACACGCUUGUUUACUUUAUAGUGCUGACGUUAAGCUAAACGUCUAAGAGGAUACAUCUGUGUAAAAUAAGACAUAAAGGUAGGGCUGGGUGAAAUGGCCUCAAAUCAAUGUCACGAUAUAUUGAUCAGUUCACCUCGAUAACGAUAAAUGGAUGAUAACUACUCUACAUGCUGGGCUUGGAUAUGAGACCAUACCCUACCUACACUCAUUAAAAACCAUCCAUCCGUUUUCUACUGCUUUUCCCGUUGGGGGUCGCAGGGGGGCUGGAGCCUAUCCCAGCAUCUUGGGGCGAAGGCAGGGGACACCCUGGACAAGUCACCACUUUAUCACAGGGCUGACAUAUAGAGACGAACAACCAUCCACACUCACAUUCACACUAACCCUACUUCUGCAUGUUUUUGGGAUGUGGGAGGCGACAAGAACACCUGGAGUAAACUCAUGCAGACACAGGUAGAACAUGCAAACUCCACACAGAAUCGCCCUAACCCACUGUGUGGUGACAGUGCCAACCACUACACCACUGUGCCACCUCAUCAAAAAACAACUUUAUUUGUUUCUUUGACACCGAAUAUACAGAUAUGAGCAAAAUGAUGUCAGUUAUUGUAAAUUUUGGUGUCAGUAAGUUUUCGGUUUAUCGCCCAGCCCUACAUAAAGGACGUUGUUAAUCCUGCAAAUGCAGCAGCUUCUGAUAGAGUUCUGUUUAGGUUUGACUUCAGGUAACAAAGAAACUUCAAAGCAUUGUCAGCAGCGGUGGAAAAUAUGGUCUGAAAUUUAUAUCAUGAUGUUUUGAGGAAAUAUUUUAAAAAAACAACAUUUCUACUGUGACUGCAGCUGAAUGGCAGCAGCAGUUAUCGGUCAUUUUUCACUGACUUCUUUGUCCAUCUGCCACCGUAGUUUCCAAAAUCAACCUGUCAUUAUAUGUUUAUCUCAACCAGCAGCAUUUGGUCAUCAUGGGUUAGAUGAUAAUAAUGAAGCUUUAUUAUAUACUGUUUAUUAAUAUUUCAUCCUCUUGAUAAAACCCUGUCAUGUUCUUUUCUCACUUGCUAACAGAGAAAAAUGUUGAUUUUAAACCCCGGUAUGAAGUUGACCUUCCUACUCGACUCUGGAAACAAAGUUAGUCUAUUCUGAGUUUGUUAGUCUUCAUCGUCUUACCUCAUCCUCCUGUAAAUAUUGGAGCGAACAGCUGAUCUGUCUAGAGUAAACCCUGCCUGAUCCCACCCUAAAGAACAGGAUAAGCAGCAGAGAUAAUGAAUGAAUAAACAUAUGGAUUAUUUUCAGGCUUUGUUCCGUUGCUAAUGACUUGCUGUAAUUUUUUUAAUCAGAGAGUUAAUCUGCUGCAUCUUUGAGGUUUAAGAGUGAAUAAUGAAGCACAAACGAAGCCUCUUUAGUUUAUUUCUGUCUAUUAUUUUGGCUUAUAGUAGAUUUAAAUUGUGAUUAAACAAGAUAGUUGAUCAAUAGUUUUUAUCCCAGAUCAGUAAAGAUCAGACUUGAUUUGAUUGUAGUUACAGUUUAUUCAGUAUGUAAACAUGUUGGUGCUGUUCCUAAUACGGUUAAGAUCAUCUUGUGUUCAGUAUUUCUCACCAGUCCUCCGCUCUCUGUGCAGAGUGUAACCUGGUGGAGUGUGAGGACCACGUCGAAGUGAACGGGGAGGUUUUUCCCAAACCCUUUGUGGAGAAACCCGUGUGUGCCGAGGACCACAACGUCUACAUCUACUACCCGACGUCUGCAGGAGGAGGCAGCCAGAGACUCUUCAGGAAGGUAGCUGUCUCCCAAACAAUGCAAAGACGGGAUUUAUUUAUUUCUCUGACGCUCUCCAGGGAUUCUUACUUUAGUUCAGAGAGCUGUCUUUGCUCACAUGACUUGUCAACUCUGUGGAAAAAUAUUACCAAAAGGUCAUGACUCAGUGAUGCAGAAUAUAGGGAAGUCAAAUAGAUGACUAGAAAAUUAUUCAUCAUCAUUCAUGCUAGUCAGCAGCAGAAUUAGUCUGUUAAAGCCUCUGUGAGGAGUUUUUCACUGGUUUUGAAAAUGACUUUUCUUAAAGCAAACAGGAACACCAGCAACAAGAUCUGCAAUUUCUAUAGAAGUUACUGUAAGAGAGUACCAGACUGUUAAUGUCAAACUAACAGUCUGGUAAAUAAAUUAAGACCAUUUUCCGAUCUUCAGAGUAGUAGUCUCGCCAGAAUUCAAAUUUCCAAAUAGACAGAUAGGAAAGUAGUUCCUUCAGAACAUUUCAAGAUAUAUCAUUUAAAAGAAAAUGUCAGUAAAACUUGUGUAGGUGUACAAGGCCAUAGGGAGCAGCAGAGUUUGACCUGUCUGUUCAAUCAAGUAUGUAAAGAAAUUUGUAUUUGUAUUUUGUAUUCCACGUGUGUCUCUUUGCUGUAGAUUGGAAGUCGCAGCAGCGUGUACUCCCCAGAAAGCAGCGUACGAAAGACCGGAUCCUACAUCUACGAGGAGUUCAUGCCCACAGAUGGUACUGAUGUGAAGGUACUGUGCAGCUUUGUUCAGUUUGAAGCACAAGGUGAAAUAUGGAUUAGUUUCAUAUUUUGAUAGCUAAUUGCGUUUUGCUAACUGGCUACAUUUACUCUCACUGAUUUGAGAUGAAGUCCUGUUUGUUGGUCCCAGACAAACUGAAAUGCUCUAAGACAUCCUCCUUUCUGUGUCCGUGUGUCUCCUGCAUGUGUUUCAUGAUGGUUCAGGUUUACACAGUGGGUCCAGACUACGCCCACGCUGAGGCGCGUAAAUCUCCGGCCCUGGAUGGAAAGGUGGAGAGGGACAGCGAGGGGAAGGAGAUCCGCUACCCGGUCAUGCUGACCGCGAUGGAGAAACUAGUCGCCCGCAAAGUCUGCCUGGCCUUCAAGGUAAACUUUUCUGAACUUCCUCUUUUAAUAUAGAAAAAAACCCCAGUUAUCUGUGAGCUUAUGGUCUCAUUUUUGUCCCUUUUUAUCUCCUCUCCUUAACCAAACUCCACCGGGUGCCUUUUUAUGUGCCGCUAACAUAAAGAUGCAUUAGCGUGUGUUUACCUGCACUUCAACAAAAGGCUCUCAGCUCAUUAAACCGUCUCUAGAAAAUCUCUUCAAACCAAAUAGUUUAAACACAGACAGCUGGGAAGCUUUCAAAUGUGGAAAUAUUGUUGAUGCUUGAUGGUUUUACAAGAAAACAUCAUUUCCUGAUGAGCUGGUUAGUGAGAGCUGCCAGAGGCCUUUAUUUGUGAAUCGAGCAAACAUUCGAAUUAUUCAUGUCAAUCUGUUCUCGCCCUCCUAUUAUACAGCACAGUUAUUAUCAAGCAUUAAGCUGAUAGGGAGCAUCUCUGAGGAUGAGUCCUCUAACACCUGUCGGUCAUUAGGAGUGAGUCAGCUGAUUUAGUAACCGCACUAGACUCCCAAAUAAACAAAGUAUGAGAUGAGAUAAUCAGUAAGACAAAGUUGUUUUUACUCGAGGACAGAUUGAAUUGUCAGAGGUCUCAAAAGCUCAGUUUUAAAUGUGUGUGAUUUAUUUUUCUUUUAGCAAACGGUGUGUGGGUUCGACCUGCUCAGAGCCAACGGUCACUCUUUCGUCUGUGACGUCAACGGCUUCAGCUUCGUCAAAAACUCCAUGAAGUACUACGACGACUGUGCCAAAGUCCUGGGGUAGGUGACACUGAGAAAAACAUUAUUCCUGUUUUUUUCUAAAAACAAAAAUAAUUCAUCGUCUUUUGGCAGAGCUCACUGUCUGAAAGUCUCUGUGACCCCCUGAUAAAAUUUUGGAUAUUGACAAAAAGCAGCAAUAAAAGUUUUUUGGUUUGAUUUGAUAUGCUUUUACAUACUUCUAACCUUGAUUUUUAUUCAGUAUUAUCAGUUUUAAAACUCACAAAGAUGUUGAAAUAGGUCUCUGGUUUGAUAAUAAACAUCAUCACGUCCUCUGGAUUGAACAGUUUGGCUGUCUUCUCGUCUUGUUCUCCAGCACUGAUCUCUGACAUCUCUGUUUUUUCCUCUGACGUGAAUACUCACUUGUCCUGUUGUCAGCAUAACAUCUGAUUUAGUUUCUGAUUUACCGCCUCACCCUUCAGGCAAAGCAAAUAACGCUGAACGGUCAACGGCUCGUAAAUUUCAUGAAAUGAAAGACACAGACACGGGACAUGUAUCUCUUCAUGAGUGAUGGACACAAACUUCAUCAAAUCCCCCAAUAAACUCAUGUGCAGCAGAAAGAUCUCAUAUUCAGAGAUGAUAUGAAGUUAUUUAUCUUUAUAUUUAUACUUUAUAGUGUUGGUUAUGGUAGCAGCAUCUUAUGAACUACUAAAGCUGUCUUUCUAGUUUAAAUUGAAUAAAUCUGUUAAAUUCACUUUCUUGUAAAUUUGACUUGUUUUUCUUGUUUUGUUAUUAAGUCUGUUGUUUUAUGUGCUUCACAGGAACAUGGUGAUGAGGGAGUUAGCCCCUCAGUUCCACAUCCCCUGGUCCAUUCCCAUGGAGGCCGAAGACAUCCCCAUCGUUCCAACAACCUCAGGAACCAUGUAUGCACUAAAAACCAAAAACUUACAUGCUGAGAUUCUGAGUUUCUCAAAAGCCUGAUCAGAUUCUUUCUGUACUCUUUGUUUAGUCAAAAUCUAAAUCCAAGAUUAUUAAAAUGCUUCCAGUGAGAGAUUCAAGUAUAUGUUUUUACACUCACUAUUUGGUCACUGAUAUGCUCAGCAAGGAGAGGAAGAGGUUAAGUUCAGUAUGAAGAGAUUUAUUAUUUACUGUGUUUGGUCCACUCCGCUAUCUUACCCAGGAUGGAGCUGCGCUGUGUCAUUGCCAUUAUCCGCCAUGGAGACCGCACACCAAAGCAGAAGAUGAAGAUGGAGGUUCGACAUCCUCUGUAAGACUCAACAUUCAGAUUUCUGUCAAAAUGUCUUUUUUUUUUUUUUUUUUUUUUUAUACUUCUGGACUUUUUGCCUUUAUUUGAUAAGGCAGAUGUGGAGGGACAGGAAAUCUGAGGCUAUAGUUCUUGUGUCACUGGUCCAUCACUCCUGAUCUUGUUGCACUCCAACUUUAUUUAUUUAUUUUUUUGACACUGAAUAAACAGAUGUGGGCAAAAUGAGGUCGGUUAUUAUCAAAAAUUUCGGUGUCUGUAAAUUUUCGGUUUAUCGCCCAGCCCUAUGAACAGUAAAGCAACUCUAUGAUGUACAAAAGCUAAUGAGACCAAUGAUGGUUAAACUGAUAGAGUCAAUCAUUUUUAAUGCCUCCAAGUGCUGUGAGGGGGUAUGUUACGCUAAUAGAACAUCUCUAGUCUUUAUACCCCCUGCAAAAUAUUCAAGAUGGGUCAUAUGUUUAAUUGUAAAAAGACAAUAAAAGGAGUUUUAUUUUUUGGUUAGUUGAUAACACUUACAGACAAAAUCGUCUGUAGUUGGAGUUACCACUUUGUCCACAGGGGGCGCCAAAGUCAACAGAGACUGAAAGUUCCUCACAGCACCUUUAAAGAUGAACUAAUGUGUCAAAUCUGUUCUGUUUUAAAGAUGUCGCCAUGGUGAUUUCGACUCACUGUUUUAUACGCCUCCUGAUUGUUUUUGUCUCGCGCAGAUUCUUCGAGUUGUUUGAGAAGUACGGAGGCUACAAGUCGGGAAAGCUGAAGCUGAAGAAGCCAAAACAGCUUCAGGUGAGCGAGGUUGAUUGUAAUCUCUCGUAAAUGCUUCUCCUUUUUCCGCCUGUUUGUUUCCCUCAGACUGAGACUGAAGCAUUUUAUAUCAAAAUGAAGCAGAGCAUUAUGUCAAGCAUUAUUAUCGUUAUUAAGAAACAGAAACCACUGUUGUUCUGUUGCCAUAUCGUCCUUUUAGUUUUUUUUAUUUAUGAAGCCAUCCUCUGAGCUGCCAGUCUCGUCUUAAAUCAGGCGGGUCAGCUGCAGAGACUUCAGUGUUAGUUUAUUCGACUCCUGAAAAUUAAAAAGAUAAGAGACAAAUUAAGGCUAACUUCCUCUGCAUCUACAGGAAGUGCUGGAUAUCGCCCGCCUGCUGCUCGUCGAACUCGGCCAGCACAACGACUGCGAGAUCGAGGAGAAGAAAUCCAAACUGGAGCAGCUGAAGACCGUCCUGGAGAUGUGAGUGAAGUCUGAACUUCAACCACACGCUCUCUCUCUCUCUCACAGACACACACACACACACACACACACACACACACCAUCGUUCUCUGAUUUCCCUCUCAUCGUCCUUCAUCAUCAAACAUCCACUCAUGAUGCAAAAACUAGCCUCAUCUCUCCACUCUCCACCUGGGUCCAGUCAUCACUCACAGACAGAUGUUUAUUCCUUCCUCCCUCCUGUGUCUCUAACUCUCUGCUUUAUCGUUUCUUCCCUCCUCUGCCUCUCUCUCUCUUUCUCUCUUUCCACCCAUCCCUCCUUCUUUCUCUCUAAAAGGGAAUCCAGCUUGAAUGACACUCAGUACGCACCCUCUCCCUUGUCUCUUUAAAGGAUGAGGUUUUAUCACCCUCCUUUUCUUUAGACUUCUUAGACUGUGUGUGCAAAUAUUAGGAACACCUCUCCUCCAGCUGACAUAAAUGCUAAAGCUCUCACUUCUUUAAACCAGUCUGCUUUAAGAUUAGACUUUUAAAUCCACGUCUUCGAGGUAUUCCUAAUGUUUCGUACACCGAGUGUCUCAUUUUCCAUUAACAUCCAUUCAUUUUAGCCGUUAACACCAUACACAUACACAGUUCGAUGUAUAUGAUGUUUUCACUGUACUUCUGUGUAUGUAAAUCAGUGUGUGAUGUGCUACUUGUGUGCAUGAUGUUCUCACUACAGACCAGGUUGACUCUUAAUCUCCUAACCACUUCCUUCCUCACGCCUCCAAUCAGCGUAAACACCCGUUUCAGGGAUUUUCCUCCCGCAGAGAUUUAAAAUAAGUGGAACAGCAGAGUAGUCUUUGAGUUAGAGCUUCUUAAAUAUUCAACCAGGAGGAAGUUUCUUGAAGUUUUGUGAGUUUAAAUAAGUCAGGGGAAGAUGUGUCGGCUCGUUUGUGACAUGCAGUCGAACCCCUACACCGUACAACCUUGAAGAUAACAUCCUGCAGGUUACACCAGCAGUAGUUUUAAAUCGAUAGGAGUCUGACUGCAGACCUCCACUGUGAGGACGAGCUACACUGAGAGGACUCAAGGAGACAAUUUUUCUGACGCGCUCCAGUUUGUUUGAAGUGGUCAUCCCAUUUUGUAUUUUCCCCUUUGUCGAACACAUGAAUACAUAAGAAAAUCAUAUUAGCAUUAUAUACAUGAAAUGAAGCCCCAAGAAAUAAAAUAAAUUCACACAAGACAAAAAAUACAUACUUUUAUUUUGAAAGGCUUUGAAUCGACUUCCAAAGAAAAAAAAACAUUCUCCCGGUAUAUUUGCUUUUAUUUUGAAAGGCUUUGAAUCAACCUCAGACAAAAAAAAUACGCCAAGUAUAUCAAAUCAGCUUCUGGUCCACUCAGUGGAGGUGGGUCCUGACCCUGGAGGUCUGCAGCCAGACCGUCUUGGUUAAAUCUGCUCUCUCCAUGCUGAAGUGCAGUCUUCAUACAAAAUAAACUUUCCUCGUGACUUUUGACAGUCGGAUUCAUCAUUUACUGUGAAUUUUUUUAGGUGAAAGCGUUGGCUGCAACUCUAACUUCUACUCCCUCAAACCACUUUCAAACAUCAAAUAUCACAAGAUAAUAAUUAUUAGUAUCAAUACUGAUGGUCUUGUCUCAUUUCAAAUACCAUUAUAUGCACAGCUAUAAAUUUGAGUCUGUUUCAUAAAGCAGCUUUAAAUGUAUCGGAUACAUUAUAUGCAAAUACCAUCUGUUAAUCAAAGUAUAAGGUUGUGUAGUGAUGCAGCAUACUGCUGUAUGGCAGAGGAUUCACAUUUAACAUGAGACAGUGCACUUUAAUCAGUAGGUUAGCAGGUAGGACAUCCUGAAGGACCUCUCUGCUUCUCUCUUCAAAUACCUGCAGCAGAGCAUGGAUCAGGUGCUUGAGGUAAUCAAACACAAAGGAGACAGAAAGAGUCUCAGUGAUUGCAGGUAGUGGUCUGAUAUGGGUCAAGAACGAUGGUCGGUAUACCUCGGGGGCUGCGUAUACACUCAGGUGGCCCCUCCAGUCUAGGAAACACUGCACUGGUCUGGUGUGACGCCUAUUUAGAGAUCCAGCAGCGAUUAAGUAACUCCAGGUUUAAUCCAAAGACAACUGGAGUUGGUUUAAGUCCCUGAAGAUCACCUUUCCUCUUCAGAUGUUGUUGGAUCAAGCCUCAAAUACUGGGACCUGGAUCACAGGUCCUGUACAUCAGUAAGCACCUUUGUGAAAUCUCAUCCUACUUUGCUUAAAAGUCAGACAUGUGGUUCAGCGUGGAUCUUUGCAGUGGAGUCCUAACCUGCUGAAAACUCCUCACAGGAGCUUUAAUGAGGUGAAAUACCUGUGUCUGGAUCUGAGAGUAAAAAGAAAACACCAAGACAUCCUCGACCAGACUGCUGUGUAGUGCUGUCUUCAGAUCCCCUGGCUCCCUGCCAGAGUUAUUUAUCCUGGUCCAGGGUCCUUCAUCAUGUGGCGUUCGGAGGCGUACUCUCAGCUGCCUGUCCCAUUAAAGACCACCAUGCGGUCAUUAGUCUGCAGGAUGUGCUAAAUUCUUUUCUCAAGCGGAGUGUGCUUGGCAAGAAGAGCCUUGUCCUGAUGUGUGUGUGUGCAUGUGACUGUGAGGGAUUAACCACACGGUUAUAACUGGGAUUGACUUCCAUCUGUCGUGCUUGUGAAAGCAGCCGUGCAAACACUAUCACACCUUCUUUCCUAACGUACACACACACGUGCACAAACACCCGCAGACAUCACACUCCAGUGUCCUCUAGGGGUAACAGUAAUUACCUGACUUAAAGUACCUGCCGAGUGACUGGAUUAUUAAUAAACCAUUAACCUUUACCGGGACUCAGCUGUGUGUGUGUGUGUGAUGGUAGUUUCAGGGUGAAGAAGUUGCCACCUUGUUCUGUCUUGAGAGGAGAGUCAGAUCCUCUGUUGAAUAUGAUGGAAACGUGUUGCAUUCACUUACAAAGUAAAAAAAAGGGAAACUGAGUAAUUUUUUUCCUCUUUCUGUUUUUCUGACAAAUUUUGAUUUUGUUUUUCAUGCUAUUUUUUCGUCUUUCUGUUAUUCAGACUAUUUUUUCAUCUGUUUUUUAUACUAAUUUUUUUCCCCCUCUUUCUGUUUUUUAGGCUGAUUUUUUUCUUCUUUCAGUUUUUUUGACAAUUUUUUCUUUUGUUUUUCAUGCUAUUUUUUGUCUGUUAUUCUGACAAUUUUUUUUCUUUUUUCAUACAAUUUUUUUUUCCGUCUUCCUGUUUUUCAGACAAAAUUUUAUUGUUUUUUUGUGCUUUUUUCCGUUUUUUUUUUUUUUGUCUUUCUGUUUUUUGGACUAUUUUUUUUCUCUAACUGAGCAAAAUACCUCCAAAUUCAGUGAGAAUCUCAUACAGUCAGAUAACAUUAACCACCGUGGCUGGUCCAAAUCCGUGGAUUCUCCAGCCCCUAGAUAACUUCAACUACAGGGUCAAUGAGAGUAAAGCAUGUUAUCAGUUAAACAGAGAGUAUGCAAAUCCUGAGGUGACUGCGCAAAGUAGACAAACUUGUGACAAUUUCAUCUUUCUGAUUUAAAGAAAGGAGUACCUCCCAGUGUCUCAAACCCAAAAGAAAGUAAAACUUGAUUAAACUAAAUAAGUGGGCCGUGUUUGCUUUCAAUAAAUCGAGCAGAGGGGGCUGAAAGCGCCUGUUUUUAAAUGAUCAUGAUCCCAGAGAAAAGGAAAAACAAUUAGUCUGAAAAACAAAACAAAAAAAGUCUGAAAAACAGAAAAGAAAAAUAAAAUUACUCUGAAAAACAGAAAAAAUUAGUCAGAGGAACAGAACAAAAAAGAUUACUCUGAAAGCCCCUUUUUUUGUUGAAUGCAAUACACUUUCGUAGAAUAUGAAGCUAAAAGCUGGAAAACUGGAUACAUUCUCUCUCUGCAUGUAUGUGUGUGUGUACUGUCUGUGAAUGUGCACAUCAAAAUGUGUCUGCUUUGUGUGUAUGUGUGUGUGUGUAUGUGUGUGAAUCUUUGUCUCCAGGUACGGUCAUUUCUCAGGUAUCAACAGGAAAGUCCAGCUGACGUACCUGCGCAACGGCCAACCCAAGGCAUCGAGUGAAGAAGAGGGUAAUAACAGGAACACAGAUGUACACACAAUAAACACAGAGUACAUGUUUAUACACACUUGAUUACAAAAUACAGGAUGAUUUCUAAUGAGUGUUUGUCAAAGACCUGGAGUCUUUCAUCGCUCUUUAAAUGGAUGUUUUAGUCGAAUAAACUGCUCCUGGUUUGAAGCUUCAGUUUUGAGUUUUUCAGCAAGUUUCAUCAGUUUUACUUUCUUUGUUACUCAACUUCUUCUUUUCUAAGUGUUCAAGGAUACACCCAGCAACAUCUGAACGUAGGAGCAGUUUAGCAAAAGCAUUAAAAGUGAAGCUGAACACAUCUUUUAUAGAGAACCUACAACCGAAAUAUCUUCAAAAUGAUAAGUUAUAUUUAAAAAAGUUACUCUGCAUAUGCUCCUUAAGAAAAUAGAUCCAUCCAGAUCUGGUUUGGGGUGAAAAGGCUUGUACAUGCUGCAUAUCACUGCAUUUAUUAGAGCAUUCAUUUUGCACUAAAGCCAGUCUCAGGGCUGGAGAUUUUUCUACAUGUUGGAUACUAGAGAUUCACUGAGGAGAAAAAGAUUACUUACUAGUUACUAACAAAAAGGCAUUGGGUGAAAAUGAGCAACAUUUAGACAUUUUUUUAUUCACACUCUGCACGUAAAUUGACAAAAAAUGUAUAUUUAUGGGGCUCAAAGACAAAAUUCCUUGAAGUUUUGAAGUUUAUUUGAUUUUUUUUGUGUCUGUUUUUAGACUCCAAGAAGGACGGUCCGUCUCUGCUGCUGGUGUUGAAGUGGGGUGGGGAGCUUACACCUGCAGGCCGGGUUCAGGCUGAGGAGCUGGGCAGGGCCUUUCGCUGCAUGUAUCCUGGAGGUCAAGGUAACACACACACUCACACACACAUCGUUUGUUCUCUGGUUUCCUUCUAUAUAAUUCAAGUUUUCUUUGUCUCUCUUGUUUUUGAAGGGAAAGUUGCACAAAAAACACUCAAAUCUAUGAAAUGUUGCGUAACUUAUGGUAUAAAAGUGAUAUUCACAUAAAAAUCUUGGUAUUUCCUUGAGUGAAAUUUGUUUAAAAACAUCCCACUAAUACUCUCCAGGUUUACUCAAAAAUAAAAUACAAUAUAAGUACCAUAUUUGUUAUUUUUUCCUGUGAGAAAUCCACCUUAUAAACAUCAGAUUUAAAUUUUUGAAGUCGUGUAUCUCGUCUCUAUGAUUGCUGUGUGCCGUGCCAACAGUGUGCAAACUCUGAAUGCCCACGUGAGGAGUUAUAAAUAACAAACAUUCACAUGUACAGUACAUGUACAGUAUGCAUACUGUAACUGGAUUAAAAGUCUUUGAAUUCCAUGUGAACACACACACCUACACUUACAACACAAACUCACACUCAAACUCACAAAGGCACAACAUCACUGGAGGAGAGUUUUAUUAAAUGUAGUCUGCAGGGAUAAUAGUGACAGCUCAUUUUGUCCUCCCAUGUUUGCUUUGGCUCAUUGAAGUUUAUUUCCAGCCCCCCUCUGUAGUCACUCGGAGCACUGCAGUAUGCAGUGUCAACAUUGCAUAGCUGACAUACGUCGUGUCAACGGGGGGUCGAAGGUGGAGGUUAUUUUAGAGUUGACAAGCCAGACUUUCAGGCUUCUGCAGCUGCUGGAUCCGCGUUUUUGACCGCUCUGUAUUUGCUUUCAGGGAUGAAUGAGCUGGUCUGAAAACACCUCUAUAGGCUGAUGAUCAAAAACAGUUAAUUCUUUAUGAAUAGAACUCACUUUUUUCACCAUAACUCAUGUUUUAUGCCUCAAUUAGGAUAUUUAGCUGUCUCUGAUAGAUGGUUUACAGCAGAUAAAAACUGCCAGCAUCAUAAAUCUUUUAUCUGAGUCAUGGAGGAUGUGCAAGUACUCAAAUCAACAUUAUGACAUUACAGCCUCUAACAAACCACGUGUAAAGCAGAGUCUAUAACCCGUACUUUUGUCACAGUGGUUUUAUUUUGAUUAACGUGACAAAUUAAUGAUGUCCUGUCCACGGAGCUUGUAUUUCACUUUCACCAGAAUCCACAGUAGCCUUAAUAUUCUGUUCUAGAUGCUGCAGUUUGAAGUAAAAUUGGGAUAAACACUGGAAACAAGUGCUAUAACAGGUUACAGUUUUAACUCUCCUCUUCAAGCACUCGCUACCGCUCUAAAUCAUCAACAUAGGGCUGGGCGAUAUGGCCACAAAUCAAUAUCAAGAUAUAUUGAGCAAUUCACCUGGAUAACAAUAAAUUGACGAUACCAAAUACACCGAUAUGGGCAAAAUGAUGUUGGUUAUUGCCGUAAAUUUUGGUAUCGAUAAAUUUUCGGUUUAUCGCCCAACCCUAACACUGCACAUAAUGUAGCACACGGCAGCAAAGAGACACAUCUUUCUUACCCACAAACACUGGAAGUGUAAGUUAGCUUCUUUGAACAAAACCACUUUAUUCAGUUCAUUUAAAAACUUAAUAUUGAAUAUUGAGUUUCCCUUCAAGGAUCAAUAAAGUUCUUGUUCUUCUUCUUAAAAAUAAAAGACCGCCCAGCAGUGAAAGCACGAGUGUGCUAAAGCAGUGAUUUUGUGUUUUUAUCUCAAUAGAAGCUGCCUCAGUAUAAAUAAAGGACUGUGAUUGGUCGAGUAAAUCUGAUACUGAGAGUAAUGGGUGGUCCCAGGGUUGGCUGAUGGGUCUGAAACCAUGCGCCAGUUAUGACCAGAUUUGAGGACAGCUGAUCACACCCAGCCUUAAUACUAUUAUUCUCUCAAGUUCAGAGGUCAUAAACGGUGCAGUUUCUUUUCUCCAUGAGCAGAGUCACUCUUGUUUCUUUCACUCCUGGGUCACCCUUCAAACCCACCUGUUAGACUUUCCCUCUUGAUGCUUUGUUUCAGAGCGCAUGUCAAACCACUCCCACACUGCACAGGGAAGCCGAACAGAAAGCAGAAACACUGUCUGUCGUCCUUUUUGUUGCUUCUUUUUCCGAUGAAAACAAGGCCCUCUGCUCAUCCCAGCCACUGUUUUCAUACUUUUUUUUCCUCCACAAGUGUCUGUUGUCUAUUAACUCUGCUCUUCUCUUCUUACCUGUUGUUGCACUGUGUAAACUACUAGCCGGUAACCGCCGGUCCCUUGGCUGUGAGUCCCCUAUUGACUUUGGUAAGAGAAGGGUUUCCUGGGCAUCUCCGCUCUUCCGCUUCUGUCUCAUCCUGCGCAUUUCUCACUGCGCCCACUAACGUGCUUCGAUCUCUCCUCUCAUCUCAUUAUGAUUUUUGUUUCAUUCCACUUGGCGAAAAAAAAAAAAAAGUCCGGUUUGUCCUACAUUGAGAUUGCUGUGGACUGUUUGUGUCGUCAAUGAUGUGUUCCCCGAGGUGAUCCACCGUGGCAAAUGUUGUUUUGGUCACUUGUUCGCUCAUACAAAGGAGGCAAAAAUUGACAGUUUGUCUUUGUAUGCUCGCGCGGAUCAUCUCACACUAAUCCUACUGCAUUUUUUUGCCCAUGAGGCCUUGGGAUGUUGUUGUUUGUUUGAUGAAAAGCCAGGUCCCCAACAUGUCCCAGAUCUUUUUCUGUCAAACGAGGUAUGAUAACGUGGGGAAGCUCGUGGUGUAAUACCCAGCUGUUUGGCUGUACACUAAAAAAAAAAUGCAUGAAGCAUCAGUGUGAUUUGGUCUGUAGCGUUGGUAUGCAUCCACCUCCUACAGAACAUGAAUAUCAGUUCAUUCAGCAUGUUAUAUGAUCAAGUUAUUAAUACAGUGUCUGUCGAUCUCUCUCCAGGGGAGCUGUCUGCUGUAAUUUGGGGGUUUUGCUCGACGCCUAUUUGCUUCACUUUCACUUCAUGUUGAAAACAGUAGUAUUCAAGUUGAAUUGAAAUGAUUGAUGCUAAAAACAUACUCGAAAACCUGAUGAGGAAAAUGCAUUUGAACUGAAAGUGAUGUCGCACCAGCAAAGGUGCAGAAUCAGACGUGUGACUUUGAAUAAAAUGCUUGGUACUUUUGGGUACAAUCAAGACAACGUUUAAUGUUUUUCUCUUUUCUUUAAACUGCCUCCUGACUCAACAGUCUUCAUUAAGAGAUCAUUUAACAGUACCAGCUCGAACCGGGUAACCACGGUGUCCCACUUUGUGUGUGAUCUUCCAGGUGAUUAUGCUGGAUUUCCAGGAUGCGGCCUCCUGCGAUUGCACAGCACCUACCGCCACGACCUGAAGAUCUACGCUUCAGACGAAGGCAGGGUCCAGAUGACGGCAGCUGCGUUUGCAAAGGUAACUCACAAUCGUAUAAACUUAAAACCAGUGUACAACUGUGAAAGGCAGAUUAUAUCUUUGACUUUGAGCCUGGCUGUAUGGUGGCCCUGAGGUGCAAAACAUAACAGCAAAUUAGAAAACAUACAGAGAUUAACCACUGUAUUUUCUCUUUUUGUAGUUGUGUUUUCUGAUUUUCUGUUGUGUUUCGCACCUAAGGGCCACCGUAUGGUUGUGCCUGUGCAGUAAUUCAACUUACAACAGUAAAAAUAAGCGAUAUUGUUGUCACUGAAUUUGUUGUAUCAUCACAUUUUUCUGGUGGUUUUUAAUUUAAUUAAUUUAAUCUUUGGGGGAAAAAAAAUGUUAGGGCCACCGUAAACUCCAUAUUCCUGACAAAAAGACAAAGUUUAUAGUUAUUAGAGAAAACUCUGCCAAGGGGAACAUUUUACUGACAUGUGACAUUUUUCUACUGUUAUGGCUGUCUUUGAUUCCUUUAAUAACACAACCUGAUGUGAUGCAAAAAAUCAGCCUUUGCUUCUGAUUUAUCUCCUUUAUUUUUCAGUCUGGUUCAUAUUUCUUUAAUCACUAAUUUUGCUCAUUUCCUCUUUAUGUUGAACAGAGACAAAAUUUACAGUGACAACACUGCUGCUUCUAUAUUGUGAGUUUUAACGACUGUAACUGCAGCCAUGAGGCGGUGGCCAAACUAGCAGCUUUUUUCCAAGGUUUUAUGCAGAAAAGAUUAUCAACAAGUGAUGCACCUGGUUUCUAAAAGAUGGUAGGAAGAGUUUUUUGGGCAGAGAGAUGCGGUGUACGGCCUUGUUCAGAGAGGGCGCUAAAAUCAAUACAAACCGAAAGGUCUUAACUGAAGCUUUACAUACACUAAAGCCAAAUAGAGAAGAACGUCUUCUUUCUUUCUUCUUUCCUUGAAAAAAUUGAUCUUCCAAAAGUUUUUAAUUUCCUUUCAGCAGAUUUACAAACAAAACAAGGUUUCAGCUCCAUUCAGAGGAAAUUAAAAGUUUAUUUAAGAAGUUAUGAGAAACUAAGAAAUUCCUGCAAAACUUUAAAGAUCCAAAUCCACGACUAGAAAAGUGAAUUUGUGCUCAUUGAUUACUUUUAGAAAACCUUGUAGAGUUUGAUGGUCGUUGAAACAGAUCAGUGUUACCCUGAUUUACUUCUCCUCAGAGCUCAGAUCUGGUAAUGCUAGACUUCAUUUUCACCUCUGUUUUUCCUGGUUUCUCUGCAGGGUCUGCUGGCUCUAGAAGGAGAAUUGACACCGAUCCUGGUCCAGAUGGUGAAGAGCGCCAACAUGAACGGACUGCUGGACAGCGACAGCGACUCUCUGACUGACUGCCAGCAGAAAGUGAAGGCCAGGCUGCAUGAAAUCAUGCAGAAGGACCAGGAGUUUACCGAGGACGACUAUCAGAAGGUGUGUGGUGGACCUGAGGGUGAAACUUCAGCAUCUUGUGCAAUAUCUUGUUUGCCUGCAAGUUUCCACAUGUCAUGUUUAAUCAGUUGGAGGUCCUCAUACUUGAAAUAAUUCAACUUCUCUUAAGAGUUGUGAAAAUAUUGAUAUGUAAGUCACUUUUUUGUUAUGAAAUACUCUCUGUGCAGUGUUUGUUUUGGAACACAGAGUGAUAUUCAGGCUGAACUCAGUGAAAUAAUAAACCAAACAACGUGUCAGAAGCUGUAAAUGUUACAUAAAUUCCUCCACACCUUUCAUUUCAGCUUUGUUUUUCUUCUGGUUUCCAUCAAAGCUUUUCUGACCAUUUAAGGACAUCCUCCCUGUUUUUAGGUUUAAAGUUUCUGCUGCCCGUCCACAGUGAUGACAAUGCUUUAGUUCUCAACUCCCUCCUGAAAAUAUUCUUUGACAUGAUUUUCAUUUACAGCAUAUUUUCUUCUCCGUCUGUCUCUAUUGUGCCACAGUUGACGCCCACUGGCAGCCCAUCCCUGGUGAACUCAAUGAAAGUCAUCCAGAAUCCAGUCGCAACCUGUGACAAGGUCUACGCCCUCAUCCAGAGUCUCAACUCACAGAUCCGCAAGAGGCUGGAGGACCCGAAGUCUGCAGGUAGUUUAAAGCUGUUCAGAGGUGUAGCUGACCUCAUAAGAAUAUCAUGAGAAAGGUCAAAUUUAGAUUGUAUUAGAGAAGUGAACUUUGAUAAUUUUUAGAGUUAUUGCAUGUAAAAUAAAACAUUUUCAGCCAUUUAUAUUUAAAUUUUGAUGAUUUUGGAUUAUAACUUCUGAAAAUGAUUAUCAAUUGAUUCAAAUUUUUUGAAGAUUUCAUCUGAUCACUCAAAAUAUAAUAAUAAAAUACAGACUUUUAGAAAGUAAGCUCAAUUUUACACUCAAUAGUUGUCAGGAAUCACUUUCCUGUGUAGCUGAUGGAGCCUUUUUGUGAUGCUCUGAGAUAGGGCUGGGCGAUAAACUGAAAAUUUACAGAUACCAAAAUUUUCGACAGUAACCAACGUCAUUUUGCCCAUAUCGGUAUGUUUGGUGUCAAAAAAUAAAUAAAAGUUAGUUUUGGAUGUGUGUAGGUAGGCUAUGGUCUCAUGUCCCUUUUAAGAGAUGUGACUCCACCCCUUCCAGUCCAUAUCAAAGAUGGAAAAACAGGUGAGGAGAUGGAGGACAGUUCAAAAGUUGUAGCGGCUGAAGUAGACAAAGUUAAUGUGGGAGGGGCUGAGCAGCUUGUGGAGUAGUUAUCGUCCAUUUAUCGUAAUCGACGUGAAAAUACUCUGCUGCAUUAAAAAAAGCAGAAAAGGUUCAAAUAUUUGUGUUUGCACAGUGAAAUCUCUGUUAUUGCUUUAAAGACAUGCAUCAAUAUUUAAUGCUAAAGGUGACUGUUUUUUUCUUUAGACCUACAGCUCUACCACAGCGAGACGUUGGAGCUGAUGCUGCAGCGCUGGUCCAAACUGGAGAGGGAUUUCCGCAUGAAGAACGGCCGCUACGACAUCAGCAAGAUCCCGGACAUCUACGACUGUAUCAAAUACGACUCGCAGCACAACGCCUCACUCGGACUGGAGGACACACUGGAGCUGUUCAGGCUGUCCCGCGCCCUGGCUGACAUCGUCAUCCCACAGGUCAGAUGAAAACACUGUGAUGAAGUUUUGAAGGUGGUGUCUUUGUUUUCAUUAUCGCAGAGGAAAGAAUAUUGAAUCUCACAGAUUUAAAAGAGGACUAUCUUUUAUUGUGCCUAAUAAUUGAAUGAACUGAAGAUUUGUCUGUCUGAAAGGAGAACUAAGAAGCGCUUAAAUCAUCUGCGGGAACCGAGGAUGUUGAGAGAAUUCUUCCAGAAAGCUAUUUGCAGUAACUUUUAAACAUUGAUUGCAUUACUUUGUGGUCACGAAACCAGCUUCUUUUCCUCAGAGCAUAAAAUCAAACUUUACUGAUCUCCUUUGUGAAAUGUAAGUUGUAAUACAAGGUGUGUGACUCAGCAGUGGGAAUCAAAAUGGACUUUGCAAAUGUCUAAAAACUAGAAAAAAAGUGAAAGUAUCAGAGGAAGAGCGGUGUUAAAGUGAGAGAUGAUGAUGGUGAUGAUGAUGAUGUGUCCAGCAUGUUUUAUUCAUGAGAUAAGGCCCCCGUCCUGUCAUGACCAGAUCAAAGUAAGAGGAUGAAAGCUCCAAUAACCUGCCGUUCCUUUCAUUUUCUCCACGUCAGGAGUAUGGCAUCACCAAAGCGGAGAAACUCGACAUCGCUCAGGCUUACUGCGUCCCCCUGAUGAAGAAAAUCCAGCUGGACCUGCAGAGGACCCACGAGGACGAGGCCGUCAACAAGCUGCACCCCCUGUGAGAAAACACAGCCCACCGCUGAAGUGCACACAAACAUGUUUACAUGUAUAUACAGGCCGUGCUCAGACAGUGUCAACAGUGCGUGUCUGUGUGUGUUUACAGCGUGUUGCUGUCUGUUUGAUAAGCUCUGUGUCAUUUCCUGUCUCCCGGUGUUCAGGUAUUCUCGUGGCGUGAUGUCUCCAGGCCGUCACGUCCGCACACGUCUCUACUUCACCAGCGAGAGCCAUGUCCACUCGCUGCUCAGUGUUUUCCGCUACGGAGGCCUGCUGGAUGUACGCUCACGUUUUCAGUCUCUCAGUCUUGUUUGCAUUUAACACCAGCUUUAGUUUACAAAGAUUUAUCUGCAGAGCAUGAAAGGAAGUGUGUAGGUCAUUAACUGCACAUUAUAGAGAAAAUAAAAAAGUGUACAAAAUUGUGUCAUCAGAAAAAAACUGAAGGUUUGCAUGUGUGACAGUAUUGCAUAAUAUAGUAAUAUGAAAGAGGACCCAAAAUAGGUCCCUGUGGGACACCACUUUGUGUCAUUAACGUCACAUUAUAGAGAAAAUGAGAAAGUGUACAAAAUUGUGUCAUCAUCAAAAAAGAGGGUUUGCAUGUGUGACAUUAUUACAUAAAUUAUUAACUCAUUCAGUGCAAUUGACGGAUUUUUCCGUUUUUUUUGUUUUCCACCAGAGGGCGCUCCUCCCCAACACGUGACAAAAUUUGGGGUCGUUCUGAAUGCAGAAAAGCCAACAAAUAUGUCAUAACCAUGUUAGAGUAACAAAAACAAGUACUCGCCGGUGAGAAAUGUGCCAGUUAGCCGAGUUGUGGAGUGUUUUUUAUUUAUGAGGAGAGUAGGAAAAUGCCGAAGUCAUUAGCCAAGAGCAAACAGUCUUGGUGCAUCGGCUCCCUUGGGCGCGGUGCUACCGUCUCUGGGUCCAGUGGAGACUUCGUCACAUCGUCAGACGACAAUCAAAGAAACAAUUUUCCGGUGUGUCGUUGUGCUGUCGGUGCCUGUACUGGUGUGCGAGACUGAGACAGAAUUCAGAGACAGUCCCGGCGGAGAGGACGCUGUUUACUUCGUGUGGUUUACAUCGCGGCGUCAAAUUGACCUAUCACAAUUGGAUCUCCAGAGUGAUGAGGAGUGGUGUCUGAGGAGGGAGGACCUUGAUGCCACUGGUAAAGUAGUUUGAAGUGAAAUGAAAUAGACGGAGUGGGUUAGAGACCAACUUUUUUUCCUGAUGAAAGAAGAGAAUCACUCCUUUCCUUUGAGAUAAUGCACUUAAUUCUAGUCCAAGCACAAGAUAUUCUGUGGGGCCUGAAAAAUAAGGUAGUUUCGAUUGCGGUCAAUGGUGGCACUGGGUGAGAAUUGCAUAAAUGAACCUGGCACUGAAUGAGUUAAUAUAAAUGAUAAAUAAAAGAGGACCCAAAAUAGGCCCCUGUGGGACACCACUUCGAGUUUUUAAAGAACUCCUGUAUUCUGUAUUUAUGUGUUUGCAUCAACGUUUGUGUGACUAUCAGGAGGAGAAGGACCAACAGUGGAAACAGGCCAUGGACUACCUGAGUGCUGUUUCUGAGUUGAACUACAUGACACAGAUCGUCAUCAUGCUCUAUGAAGACAACAACAAGGUACACAUGAAGAGGGUUUCAUGAUGCCGCCUUGUCGGCUCCACGACUUUAUCUUCAUGGUUUCUUUUGUACUUUUAGGACCCUUCAUCAGAGGAGCGUUUCCACGUGGAGCUUCACUUCAGCCCAGGAGUCAAAGGAUGUGAAGAUGAGGAGAACGUUCCUCUUGGCUUCGGCUUCCGACCAGCUUCAUCUGAGGUGUGUGUGUGUCCCGCAUUUUCUCUCUUUUUCUGAUUUGACAGUUUUAUGAAUCUGAACAACUUUUUACUGUUUCAAAAAGAGCAACCCAAAUAUAAGACUCCCUUUCUUGGAUGAUUCUCUUAAUUGUUAUUCAUUUGACACGACGUGCACUUGAAGUGAGAUGAAUCAGUCAGAUUUCUCUCCUUAAACAGUCUUUUUUUUUCUGCACCAGAGGACGUGUAAAAUCGCAGAGCCUUAUCUAAAAUUAGAUAAAUGAUUUAGGCAAUUGUCUCUGUGUUUUCAUGGUUAUCAGGACUGCCUGUCUGACACUGCUCUACUUUUCAAAAACACUGGCAGUGCGUCGGUGUGUCUAAAAAAGAUAAAAGCUCUCCGGGGCUCCAGAGUCGUUAAAUCCUUAAUUGUGAAAUCCUCAUAUUUACCUGAUUUUACCUAAAGUUUGUCAGUGUUGAUCCGACACAGUCAGAGAUAACAACUCCUUUUAUAAAAGCUUUUGUUAUUUUCCGUUUGUGUUCAAUCCCAUUGGACUUUUCUGUAAUUAAAAGUGUUUUAACUCAGCAUUUUAAUAGACAUAACUGUAGGAUUCACAAGGUAAACUUGUGGAAUGUCGUUGAACGUGACCUAGGUGAGAGGUUUUUUAUGUUUUUAUCCAUAAAUAAUCUUCCUUAGGUUUUUUAGUCCACUUUUGUGCGUGGGAGAUAAUCAUGGUACCUUCUCUUCCUCUCCUCCCCGACCAAUCAGAAUGAAGACAAAAAGCCCAAUCAGGGCAGCCUUGAGGACCUCUGCCAGGACCAGACGGACCAGGCGAUUGCUGCCUCUGAGCCCAUCAACAUCCAGAGGAGGUCCCCCAUGAUCCGCAACCGCAAGACAGGCUCCAUGGAGGUACCGCAGCAUAAAUCAGGACAGACCCAGACCGGGUUUUUCUUUGUUGUAGUCUCCCUUUAUUCUGUAGUGCUGGUUCAGUUUUUUUUUCCUUUUUAAUGUGAAUUGAUUUGAAGUCACUGGAAGCAUCAGGUCCCUGGUUUACAGUAGCAGCCGUCUCAUAUUUAACCCCUGGUCUUCAUGGCCCCACUCAGGUCCUCUCUGAGACCUCCCCCACCCAGUCCUCCAAAGGCUCCACCUCCCACCGACUCUUCCCCUCUGUGUCGCGCCAGUCUCCUGAGAUCAAACCAGCCAUUGGCCUAGGUGGGCACCUCAUUCCUGGUGUGUGUGUGUUUCCACUGUAUAUGUAUGUGUGUGUGUGGAGAGAGAGAUAACGCCAACAGACACACUGACCUCCCAACACAUUUAUCUCCAGCUGUCAUCACUGAUCCUCCUCCUCAUCACAUGUCCCACCUGUGACUUCUCCCUCCGUCUCCGUCUUCUUUGUUUUUCUUUCCCUUUUUUAUUUCCAUCAUCCUUCCCUUCCUUCUCUUUCUCUCCCUCUGAUGGUCACAUAACUUCCACCCCCCCCCUCUGAGCUUAGCUUGGCAGCAGCCAAACAGGAUCAGACUCCAAACUAUGCAGGCAAGAGGUCAGCAGGGAGGGUUGUGUUCGCAGCCGGCUGCAGGAUCUCUGGUGUCGCCUUGAGAGUCAUACAGAUAUCUCCAGGAAGGUGUUGAAGUGGCAGCAUAGGGUACACACCGUCUCUGCUUUUAUCUCUUAUUGACGCAGGAGAGUCGUUAAACUUAACUGAUGAUCGCAGAUUUACUUUAGAGUCAAUAAGAUGCGGAACGUAACCCAUGUCGCAGGUGUGUACAGGGAUAUAUGAAAGAGGAUUAGGACAACGAGAAGAGGAAAAAAUAAUUGCAGGAGGGAGAUUUUUUUAAUCUCCAUUUUGAGAUUAAAGUUGUAAUUUGAAAAAGUGUAAAUUUCGACAUAAUUCAUAUCAACUUAAUGUCGAAAUUUCGACGUUGAUCUAAAAAAUUUAGUUUUUUUAAUCUCGAAAUUAAGACAUUAUUUACAUUUUGAAAUUUUGUAAUCUCAAAAUUUCUACUUUAAUCUCGAAAUUUCAAUGUUUAAUCUCAAAAUUUUGACUUUAUUGACAUAAUUUUGAUUUUUUUUAUCUCAAAAUAUCAACCUUGAUGUCAAAAUUUCGUCUUUAAUCUCAGAAUUUGGACUUUAAUCUCCUUCCUGUAAUCACUUUUUUUCUCCUCAUGCGGCCCUAAUACUCUUUCAUAGGUAUAUACUUAUCUUUGACCGUAUGCACUUUAUUCCUGCUUUAUUACUCCUUAAUUCCAGUUUUAGCGCACAGAUCUAAAACACUAACUUCUGAAGGUACAACCAAAGCACGUACAGUUUGGCGUCAGUCAAAAUAAACUCAUAUUACCUGCUUUUGGCCACUCCUAAAAAAAAGUAUAUUUCACACAUUAAUACUUUUAUAUUUUCAACCCAAGUUUACCGUAUUUUCCAAUUUUUUUGUUGCUCCUCUCUCCACGUCUUAAGUGCGUUACCUCCUGGUCAGUGUUUUAUGUAUUUAUCAUGAGGAGGAAUGAUAAUCCUUACACCAUCCAGAUGAGGACAUUUUAGCCGUACAUAAAAGAAAUUAAAACACUUAAACAGUCGAGAUUAUGCAUCACUGCAGUUGAUGCUCGAAAUGUAAUCCAAGUUUGAGACGUCAGUAUUCAAAUCCAAAAACCAGAAGCCCUAAAAAUCUGGGCUCAAGUCAAACUCAAGUCCUGGACUCAAGUACCUCAACACAGGUCCAACGUUUGCUGUGAACACAGGCACAGCAAGGGUUUAGUUUUAUAGAAAAACAGCUUCAGUGUUUGGAGGAGAGAGCAGAGUCUGAUGAAGUAAAUAUUAGUAAUCUUUUAUUCUGAGCACAAUAGAGAAAACUGAGAUUAAAACACCACUUUAUGAAUAUUAACCUCUGUAAACAAGCACAUAGUCGGCUUAAGCAUUAGUACAGAUUCACCUUAUUAUGGCUGAAAUAAUAGGAAAGUUUGUGCACGCACAGGAAAGAAUUAAUAUUACUAUAAUCUUCAUUUUAGAGUUCAUGUAUAGUUUAAAUUAAUCCGCAGGAUGACUAAUAGCGUUGAGGUAAUUACGUAAUGAUACGGCUUAAAAAGAUACGCCUAAAGAAUUGUAAAAGAUAAUCAGCUCCCAUAGUGUCAGGAGAUUAAAGCGGUUUGAUUUAAUAUAUCAUUAAAAUGAAUCACACAGAGUGAUUCUCUCUUUAUGUUGGACGACUGUGACUUAUAGGAUGAUGCUGGGAGUUAUAUAGAUGUAAGAACGCCUUUUCCAUACUUAUUAGCAGCUGUGUGGUUCUCUGUAUUCACUGCAGUCUAACUGCAUCAUUAGUUUAAGACCAGAAUAUGAUGAAACUGUCAAUGGAAAAUGUGCAUUGUUGCACUAAAGUAGGUGUAGAUGUUUGGGUAGUUCUGUUCAACCCUCUUUCCUGGCACAUAAACACUGUUUUAAAUGCCUCAAAUUAGGGCUGGGCGAUAAAACGAUAAUUAUAUUUAUCAAAAAUGAAUUUCCCUCUAUCAAUUUGAAACAUGGUCAAUAUGCUUUUUCGAUAGCCAGCAUUCUGAUUAUACGAAUAGCCAAUGAAAAGGGGAGUUGCUCCAGGUCCGCUUCGCGCUGAACCAAUCAUGUGCUGAAUUAGAACCAAGUAGCAAACAACUGCGUAGUAGCAGGCAGCAGCUACACCCAACCAUAGCACUUUAACACGUGAAGCCGACAGCACUGUAGGUGACAUCGUCGACAAUACUGGCACGAAAACGUCAGUGGUGUGGCGGUAGAGUAAUGAACAGAGUAAUGUGCACUGCAAAUCAUGUUGAGUAGAUGUUCCCACAAAGUUGGGGAAUACCUCAAAUCUGUUUCACCACCUGAAGCAGAGCACACGCAAUGCAAAAGGUUACAAACCCUGAGCGGAGCAAGUGCGAAGCAGCCCACGGCGCCUGUGCAGCCAAAACAGCUGACCAUUCAGUCCGUUAAUCUCUCGUGCAACGCCUCAUGACCAAAUGCCUAAGAGACGCAAAGACGUCACAGAUGCAGUAGCUUAUUGUAUUUCAAAAGACAUGCCACUAAUAAGCACUGUUAAAUUUGAUUUUUGAUAUCAUGAUAUAUAUUGAUAUGCACUGAUACAAAAAAAAUAUACCGUGAUAAACUUUUUCCCAUAUCGCCCAGCCCUAUAUCAAAUAUAGCACAUAGGCUGCAUCGAACCUGCCUAAAAGAGCAGUUUUGAUACCACAAAUAGCUUUAUUUUUACUACAGGUAGUUGAAGAUGCUUUAUAGGGCUUUCGUGAGUUGAUGUGUGUACCGAUGCGACUUCACCUCCAACAACCCGCUAACACUUUGACACUCACACAGGCAUGAGAGCUCGCCGGCUAAAUGAAGACGUGUGGAAGAAACCAUAAAACUGUUAGUGUGAGAACAGGAGAGGAGUCACGGUGCAGAGGGAAACAGAAAUGAACCCCUGAACCUCUCUCUUUAGUGCUUCACUACUUACCGCUCCCAUAAUAAGUGCAGCUUAUUCCUUUGUUUGUAUAAGAAAGGACAAAAUGAGGUAAUUAAACGGGUAAAUAAAUGCGUGUGUAGGCGUAAGAGCAUUUGUUAUAAGUCAGUUUUGUUAGUUUUACUGUAAACACAGUCACGUUUGAUUUCAGCAUUUCUAGCAGACAAACAAGAGCAGGUAAAAGAGCAGAGUGGGCGUCGUGCUGCGUCCCAGUGAAUGUGUUAAUCAGCCUGUCGCUCAGAGUUUAAUUAUGUCGAGUCUGAGAGCAGCAGUCGCUUCUAUGUUUGUGUAGCAUCAAAACGCGGCACGCUAAAGCCUCUGGGUAUUCUCUGAGUGGAGCCCGCCACUUUGUUCAGUUAUGUAUAGUAAGUGUGAGGCCGCUGAGUGAUCCCUCCCUGUUCAUCGUCAACACCAAUAACAGAGGGGCACACGCAGGUCACAGAUGAGAGCGGCAGGUGUCGGAGACGACCUCUUCUGUCCUUCGUACUAUUUAUAGAACAAAGAAAUGAAGUGCAAAUAAUCUCCUUCAGAUCUCUAAAAUUCCAAAUAUAAUUACUUCCUGUGCUCGGUCUGCAAAGUUUAUUCUGAUUUAAAGUACUUAGGUAGAGUAAAUAUCACAGUUGUCUCCUCAUUUUCACUCACAGUGUGUUUGUCUCCUUUCUGCUGCUUUUUUGCACAUAAAACACACACAAACACACACACACACUGGUGCACACACAAUGUAACAUGUCUAACAGAUGUAAUGGCUGUUGUGAAAACCCUGUCGCCUGCAUGUUUUUAUUUACAGAACCAAACUGCUGCUUUUUAAGCAGCGAUUAGGAGAUCAUUAUUACAGGCUGUUGUUUUUCACAGCGUAACUGAUAAACAGCAGAAUUUUACUGGUUUUAAAGAGCUGGGACGCUGUGUCAAAUUUGGAUGAAUUUGUUGGGUUCUGGAUGUUUAAUGAAAAGUCGUGCAGAGACAGCAUAUCGAAUGUUUGAGCUGAUAAUUUGCAGUUGAGAGUUAAAAAAAAAAAAGAUGAUUUUUAUGACUUUGAGACCGUUUAAGAGGACGAACACGGUCUUUUAGAAAUCAUGAAUCCUCCACUCUAAAGAGGACAGGGACUGUCUGGUUUGUUUUCAGUGCACAGUUCAAAAGACAGCAUCCAUGAUGGUAAGGUAUGGGUACAUUACACAUUCAGAGAGGCAGUGUUUUUAUUUAUUUUUUCCCUUUUAAGGAGAAAAAAAAUACAAAAAUAACCCCACGAAUACAGAUCAUACAGGUGCAAAACAAAACCAUCACAGUAAAGCUCAUCUUCAGUAAGGUAAACAGAUAAACAUACAGACAUAACAGGGCAGUAACUCAACUCAACUUUAUUUAUAUAGCACUUUACACACAACAGAGUUGAUCCAAAGUGCUUUACAACAACACAGAGGAAAAAAAACAAAACAAAAGACGAGAACAAACAGACGAUGAAGAAGAAGAGCAGACUGAGUGACAGAAAUAAUAAUGAUGAUAGCAAUAAAAAUAUUGUUUUUUCAUACCAUCACUAUCAUCAUUCAUAAUAGUAAUAAUAAAUAACAAUAAUAAUAAAAAUGAAAAUGACAACACAGAUCUACCGACCUACAUGGGAAACAGUUGAGAUAUAAGAGUUAGGGACAGUUAAAAGCUAGGGAGUAAAAGUGUUUUUUAAGAUGAGUCAUAAAAAUCUCAAUGGUGGGGGAGAAUCUGAUGGUGGGAGGAAGAGAAUUCCACAGUUUUCCACAGUCACAUGCAGUAUUUACACGGUCCAAAACAUAAAUCCUCCUAAAGAAUUUCCAGUAGUCCAGAAGUCAACUGAAGUUAUCCUGGAAGGUAAAAUACUUCACUAAAAAUAAUAGCAGAAAAAUAGAAAGAGAAAAAACAACAGAUGUAUAAUAAAUACAUAGAAAUAUUAGUUUGUUGAUGGUUUACAUACAAGGGGAACAUGUUUCCAAAGCUUUCCUUCCCUCUAAGAACAUCAUGAAAGAAUUCCACAUACUGUCAAAAAUGAAAUAUUUACCGUUUAAUGUAAAAGUACGUUUUUUCCAGUGCAAGAGAAUCUGACAGUUCUGCAAGUCAGACGCUUAGACUUAGUUUAGUCGUGGAUUUCCAAGAUUUGGAUACUGUAUAUUUAGCUUGUAACAUGCAAAAAGUGAUCAUGCAUUUGUUUGCUUUGCUAAGUUUAUAAUUUACGAGGAAAUAGAGAGGCGUUGUUGAUGUCAGACAAUAUGUGCAGAUUUGGAGCAACAAAUUCUUCCAUCCUGAAGACUCCUUUUUUCAGGAACGACCUUCAUAUUCCAGCAAGUUUACGCCAAACCACCUUAUCGUGGCUCUGUAGUAGAAGAGUCCUGGUGCUAAACUAGCCCAUUGUAGUUCCAACUUGACUCCCAUUAAAAGAAUGAAAUGAGUUCAAACAUUAGAUAUGCUGUCUUUUCUCUAUUUUCUAUAAUUUACAAACUUAGCGACAAGUGACACAGUGUACCUCGCCUCUUAUCGUUUGUGGUGCCGCUAACGUCGCUCCAGGGUUUUCACACAGGUGUACAUUUCUUUUAAAUGUACACACACUCAUGCCAGGAUCUGUUUGUGAUGAAUCAUGGCAUGGUGUGUAUGAAAAGCUAACCCUCACCCUGCACACCCCCUUCCCCUCCCGGCUCCCCCUCCUCCUCCUCACACAGGCUCGCUCUGCUCUGGGCUCUUCAGUGCCUCCGCCCUCGGGGUGUCCUGUAGCGCCCCCAACCUGCGGGAUUACGUCCGCACGCACCACCACCACUACCGAAAACCACCUCUGUCCCCCGGCAGUCUGCCGUGCCAGAUUGGCAUGUUUGGUAUGUUCACACACGAGGGGGGCUUUUUUUCCGGCUUUUCCACCUUUGAGGACGUCCCUCUGGCGUUUAGAAGAAUCCUCCUUUUCCGUCUUCUUCUUCUCGCUCCUCUGAGCUCUUAAUACUUUGAUUUUGGGACGUUUCAUAUUUGUUAACGAUCAAAGCUACCUUCUUUUUUUGAUGUUUGGAUCCCCAAACCGGAGCAGGAAUUUCAAUCUGUUGCGUCACACUUCUUGAGUGAUUUGUGAUUUCGCAGUGUGCAUGAGAAGGUCUCUAAUUUGACUGCAGAGUGAAUAAAUAUGCAGCUAACGGUCAGCAUGCGUUCGAUUUUGAGUCAUCCUGCAGGUUUUGGUAAUCAAUGAUAACACCACCUUCUGCCUGGGUUUUUUAACAUGUUGAAAUGCUCUCUCUCUCUCUCUCUCUCUCUGUGCAUGUUGUUUUUUGGUUCUAGCCACAUCCUCUCUCUGGGAAUUUAAUUUUAUAAUCCACGGCAAAGUCGUUUUUGUGUGUGGUAGCCAGAAGCAUGGCUUUCUUCAUUAAUCACUCUUUAUGGUAAUCCUUACAUUAAGAAACUCAGCCGGUUAUUUGGAACAGAUAUACUUUCAAGACUCAAUAAUCCACCUUUAAAUAAUCCCCACUCUCAUUCCUCCUCCACACUUUCUCCCUCAGCUUCAUGCUCUAAUGGUGAGUACAAACAAGCUGUUUCUGCAGCCAGCAGAGGUCCUUCCAGCAGGUGAAAUUCUCCCCAAACAUCUGGAUGGGAUAUCUUUUCAAAGCCUCUCUAAUCACGAGUUUUAAUGCUUUCCAAAGAUGACUGUGACACACCCUCAGGUGAAGUCAGUCUCUCUAGAAAAUUCCUCUCGGCUCUUCAAAGCUGCAGGGAUUUCUCUCCCUCCUCUCUGCGGGUUUCAAACACAUGUAGCUGAGCUGUUCGGUUUAUCCACCGGGUGUCACUCUGAGUGUGAGUUUACACUCCGCCAGCAGCUUCCAGAUGCUUCCUCUCUCAGUCGUGUUUUAGUCUCUGAGAGGCAGGUGAAGGUUUGGGCUGACGUCAGUGCUGUUCGUUUUAGGGGAGAGAAGGCAACAUCAGGAUAAACACCUCGGCUAAUUCACUGUGAGAGCGAAAAAGAGUUUACCUGAUGAGCGAGUGAAUUCAGUCCUGCAGUGUCGGUGAUGAUUGUACCAAAGUGCUCAGUAAUACUCCUCCUUCAUACCAGCUACCUUAUUUAUGUUUCGACUUAUUAAUAUGAGGAGCAGGCGGUGGGAAUCUUCCUCGUCAGAGUUGACCAUGUUUCCCCCAAACUCCAGAAAUUCAUGACCCCCUAACUGGUCAAUCCAUAAUUAUUAGACAUUUGAUCUAGGGCUGCACGAUUCAUCAAUUUUAAAUCAUAAUCGGAUUAUUUAAUCAAGAUGAUGUAAAAAAAAAAGGAAAAUAGCGAAAUCAAUUUCCUCUCAACCACUUACUGGCUUGGCAUAUGCUCUACAUCUUCUUCAGUGGUUUCGUUUUGAGAGAUGAUAGAAAAAGUUUUUAUUUGUAAAGUGAAGUUUGGUGAAGUUGUCACUAAAUAAAGAAUCAAAAUCAAAAAUCGAGUCUUCAAAGAAAAAAAAUCAGAGUUUAUUUUUGGCCAAAAUCAUGCAGCCCUGAUUUGAACAUCAUAACGGCGGCCAAACAACCACAGCGUUAUCCUUAAAUUAUUUUUAAAAAGGUCGAGAGAAAAGUAUUAGUCAUCUUGUGUUCAGACUGCAGCAGUGACUCUUGUCACUGAACAAUCAUGAUUUAUCAGCAGGAUUUCUUGAAUUUCAAACCCUUCCUUUGUUUCUGUUUUUAUUGAAGUGGAUCAAAUGUGCAGUUUUAGAUGAUUACACAUUUUUUCGGAGGUCGUUCUCUCGCUCUAUCUCAGGGGUUCUGGCCCCACCUUGAGAACCACUUCUUUUGUUUCAACCCUAAAUUGAUUUAUUUUAAAUUAUUUCAUAAUCAAUAUUUUCAUAUAGAACACAUACGUUUCCACAGAACAUUAACACUCUAAGGAACAUUUUAAAGUCUUUCAAUCAACUAUUUAGCAGUAUUGUUUCCUCUGCAGACGGCUGGUUUUAGUGAGUUAGCUGUACUUCUAUUGCAUCUGUCAAAUAAACACUUUCAGUAAUAAACAGACACUAUGGUAUAUAGUUUAAUGGUAUAUAAUAUAACAAAGAGCCACUUGUUUGUGUUCCCAGUUCAGGCGUAGACCUGUAAAACUGUAUGUUCGCCACAUUAGGGCCGAGUCAAGCGGGCUCCACCCCCUCCCCCCUUAUGUCUUUAAGCUAAGCUAACCAAGCCUCAUUUUGACCACACAGUCAUUAACAUUAGUGCAGAACAACAUUGUCUUCUAACUCUCAUCGAGAAAACGAGCGAAUCUUGAGGAAGACGUCCAAGGACGGGAAGAGGAGAGAUGGGAUCCAGUGAAAAGCGUCACUCCUCCAGCAUGUUUUCUGUCCAUCUUUCACUUCCUCCACUCCUCAACCUUUCCAUCCAUCCAUCCAUCCAUUUUCUCCGUUUAUCUCCUCUUUGUUUAUUCAGAGCUGAGCCUCUUUUUCACGCAUGCUGGUUGGCAGACUGAUGUUGAUGACUCGACAGGCCAGCUCUCUCUCUCUCCCUCUUUCUCUCUCUGGUUCUGUUGUUCUCUAUUUUUUCCCCCUCUUAUUUCAGUCUCACACAAACAGGCAGGCAAACAGGCUGGCAGACAGACACCAGCAGUCCCAGUAACACCAGUUACCUUUCUUAUCUCCUCAGAGCUGUUCUCUAUGCCGCCAGUAAAGAGAUUUUCUGUGUCGUUUGCCAGGCAUCCGACUAAUGGUAUGUCUGCUUUUAUUCAAGUUUGUUUCGACACUCCUCCAGUUUUUCCUGUUAUCAUGCAUGACCUUUUGUUGGGAAAACACUUCCUGUGUUUUAUGUCCUUGGGGGUUUGCGGUUUGACUGCGUUAAUUACAUUAAACGUCUCGACUGAAAUAGAAAAAUGUGGAGAGUUUCUGUUUCACCACACACCCUUGGUGUUCAGUGUCCCUUGUGUUGUUUUCAGCCUCCACCUCUAACACCACCCGCUCUGCUUGUUUAAUUCACCUCCCUUAUCCUGCUGAUCUUUACAGAUUGGAUUAAUUUAUGGUCUGUGUCUUUAUCUAAUAUUGAUUAUUGUAAUCGGAGAUCACAGUGGGAAGAUAAUCAGUCCUGUGCACAUCAUAACACGUCCUCACCAAAAAUGGUUUGUUGAUUUAUUUUUCUUUUUUUAAAACAACAACAAAUGUACUACUGAAGCAGCGUUGUCAUGAUGACAGCCAGCAUCACUGACGGGUGCACCUGUAACCACACCCACACAGUGAUGCCAGGGUGUGGCGUUAAACUAACAGAGGUCCCUCAGGUGAGAUCUCCAGGUGUGUUAGUUUACCCUUCGACCUGCAUGUGAGCCGCUCUCCAGCACGAAGGAGGAGCUCCUCACAAAAUCAGACGGAGAGAUGUUCUGAGAUGAACAUCAGGCGGUUUUGUGAACCUUUCCUCACUUAGAUGCUGGAUUGUAGCUUUGCAAACACACCAAACAACAACAACACAAAACAAGAGAAUCAUGUGUUCGAUUUAAUCAGUCAAUCAAUUCAGAUCAUGAAAAUUCUUCAUUAUUGAUUUCUGUCCCAAAUUUUUAUGGACUGAUUUUCCUAAUCAUCCAGUUCUUUGCUGGAAAUAUUUAGAUGUACUCAAAUACGUAGGCUUUGCAUUGUCUUCUAGGGCUGGGCGAUAAACCAAAAAUUUACCGGUACCGAAAUUUAAGAUAAUAACCGAUGUCAUUUUUCCCAUGUCAGUAUAUUCUGUGUUAAAAACAUAAAUAAAUAAAAGUUGGUUUUGGAUGUGUGUAGGUAGGCUAUGGUCUCAUGUCUCUUUUAAGACGCUUAAGACAUCAGAGACGUGACUCCACCCCAUCCAGUCCGUAACAAAGAGGGAAAGACAGGUGAGGAGAUGGAGGACAGUUCAAAAGUUGUAGCGGCUGAAGUAGACGAAGUUAAUGUGGGAGGGGGUGAGCAGCUUGUGGAGUAGUUAUCGUCCAUUUAUCGUUAUCGAGGUGAACUGCUCAAUAUAUCGUGAUAUUAAUUUAAGGCCAUAUCGCCCAGCCCUAACAUCUUCUAAAUUCUUCUCAUCUACUCAGCGCUGCUUUUCAAGAAAAUCUCAUUCUUGUAAUGACUGAUGCAGUUGGUUGGUCUGAUUAUUCAUUUCAAAAAGUUUCUGGAUCCAAGAAAAAAUGUCUUCUCAGAUUUGAAGGACAUUAAAGCUGCUGCUACGACCUUUUGGCUUGUGUUGAUUGGUGUCUGUUUGACUCUAAACCAGAAAAAAGAUCCUCAUAGUGCCUCUAAUAUCUCUGUGGAGUGAAAGUUGGAUCAACCAAAACAGUUUAAGGCCUCAUGUUUGACUCAGACAUGAUAAUUACCUUUUUUUUUUUUUUUUUAAUAAUCAGCUGUGAAAACUUAUUUUUCUGUUGCUGCCUUCUAAUGCAGAAACCCUCUUUAAUCUUUUUUCUCACAUUUCUCGUGAGAGGAAGUGUUUGCUUCACUCAACAGCAAAGGUGAUUCAAACAGAAACAGAGUAUGUUUACAUGCCGCUAAAAAAGCAACAAUGAUUUGUCGUGAUAUUUAUCUCAAAAUAUAUGCAAACACGUUAGUCUGAUUAAAACCGCACUUAACCUAAUUUGUCAUAGUUGGACUUAAUUUAUCAGGGGAUUGACUUCAUGCUCUAGUCGAGUCAAGCAGGUGUAGGUACCAGAUUUGUUCGGGCUGCCAGAUCAGCUCAGGGUCUGGUGCCUAUUGAUGACAUCACGCUAUAUGAUUGGCUGGAAGUUGGUUCGGAUGACGUAGAAGAUUGUGGUUGGUCCACACGUUACAGAAUUUUUGUUUUUAUUUGCUGGGUGGGAUUUCUGCGCUCGCUUCCUCAGGCUGGUUUUCACACAAAUGAUAUUAGAUCAAGUGUUGAAGGUAGACGACCAUCUGUUGUUUGUCAGCAACCCCAUGUCACUGAUACCAUCCAUCCUGUCUGAAUUAGAUCAUCUCAAGAGAGUGUCUGGCUGAAAUCUGAAGUCAGAGGAGAGUGAAGAUACAUCCCUCUUGGAUCGCACUUUGAGGCUGUUACAGUGUGUAAAUAGAUCAUUAAUGAUGCCACUUGUUAAAUGGAGUCUGAGUGACACUGAUGGACUAAAGAAGAGGCAAAUAAAGGCGACUCCAAAGUGUAGAAGUCCUUAAACGUUUAUUUGGAUAUGACUGGAUGAUAUUAAGUUCUCACUGGCUCAGAUAUGAUCAGCUGGCAUGUGUUGGCGGUCUUUUAAGCGCUGUCUGUACACGAGAAAUCGCAUGUUGUUGAAGCACGGGGAUCGUCUGUUUUGUUGAUUCAGACAGCGUCAAGAUAAUCCAGAAAUGUGGUGUGAAAUAUCAGAACAUCAGCUCCAAAUGGAAACAGUUUUUGCUGCAACGAUGUGGCCAAAAAAACAAAGAAAAGAAAUCCGUUUGUGCACUUCAGGCAAUGUUGGUGUAUUAACAAACAAAUUAGCAAUGAAUUCCCACAAGAUAGUUUCCACAUGGUGGGUGUGGAGCCUCUGGGCAUCCUGGAAGAGUUUGAGGUUGGAGAGGAGUUAAUCCAGAUGGUUGCUGGUCACCUACCUGGUUGAGUCAUGGAUCGAUUCCUAAAACUCAAGAACAAAUUAACUUUUAAAGAGUGAGGGGCUCACUGUUUCUGGACCAGGUUUUGGAGAAUUGUGUCCUCCAUCAUUGUUUCCCAUGCAGAUCCUUGUCCCUUGUGUGUUCGCACUAAACCCUGAUGUAAUCGAUUAUUGACGUGUAUCGACGACUUCUUUCAAAUGACCUCUUGUUAUCUGUUGUUUGAACUCUGUCUGCUCUAAAAUAGAAAAGAGCGAUGGUGACGGUUUUGUUGUUGAGGUUGAGUCACACGGAUGUGCUCAGGCCGGAAUCUUGGAGUUUAAGAGGUUCUGACCCGUAUUGAUUCCUGUAAAGAUCGACACACUUCAGACGCCGAGUUCUACCGAUACAAUCAGUGUCUUAAGGUCACCCCACUUUGUGUUCAGCUUCUAUCUUCCCUCUUCCUCCUCCUGCAACACCACACUCUCUCCUCCUCUGUUCUCCCUGCUCUGCCUCUCGCCCCUGUAGAGCCCCCAGAGCUGGCCCCGCUGGGGUUCGCCCCUCUGGCUGUUGACGGGAUCACAGCCCACCACCUGCGCCACUGUCCCUACCACCUCCGCUUCCUGAAGACCUGGCUGAUGUCUGGUCAGGAGCUGCCAGAAUCUCUGCACGGUCAGCCUCUGUAGACCCCUCUGGCUCUCCUCCCUCCAGCCCCAUCCAGCCUGCGUUGGGGCUUGUGGGACGCUGAUACUGCCAGUCGAGCUUUGCUUUGUCUGGUUUUCUGCUUCUGCUGUCUUCUUUUCCUUUAGUCUUCUUGUCACAUGUACAGCUCUGCUCCGCUUAAUGUCCAAAGGAAAACCUGUUCCUGUUUUCCUUUGUUUUUUUUUGGUGUGACUGUCAGAAAGUGUAACACCGGCUUUGAAGGAAGAAAAUGCUCCUUUCCGGCCUGCACACUGAAACACACAGUGAAUCUGAGGAUUACCUUUAACGUCUUUUAGAUUUUGGUUUCACUCAGAGCUGUGUGGUUUACUCUGUGCCUGCCUGUGUCGUUUAAAGGAAUGCAGUUUUCUCCCUCACUUAUUCUGAUUAUCGUGUUGAUUCUAAUAGAAAGUGGGUCUGCAAAGGUUUAAUAAUGAAGCUGAUGGGUAUUUGAGCUAGCUGUAGCUUCCUCCAUCUGUCAUCGUCUUAAUUAGCAAAGAAAAACAGACACCGACAUUAAAAAGAAAUCAUAAGCUUUGAGUCAGAAGAAUCCAGCUCACCUGGGACUGUUUGUGAUUCCCAUUACAGUGUCUAACAUCAGGAAAGGGAAGUACGGGGGAAAAGGGAUAAAUAAGACAAGAUUAUUUGAAGAUUUAAAUAGUUUAUACCACCUCCUGAAUCUGAAUCUAGAGUUUUAGACUUUUGCCACAUUUUCGCCCAAUAAACAAACUUUCCUUGUAAACUAAGCUGGGGUGACCAUAUUCUGAAUCCCCAAAAAGAGGACACUACUGUGAUGGACAAAACCCGGGACAUUUGAAGGAUUUUAUAAACUCCCCCGGACAAGGCUGGACAAGGUCAGACAGCCCCCCAAAAAAGAAGACAUGUCUGGGUAAAAGAGGACGUAUGGUCACCUUAACUAAGCUAGCACACAUAUGCUAUAUUAGAUGUCAAAUUUGGUUUAACACAGAAAAGAGAAUUUUCAGUGUAAGACCUGAGAUCAUGAACACUAUUUUACAUACCGGCAGAACUAGUUCGGCAUCAACAUCAGUAUCCCAAUAACACUCUUGGCUUUAACAUUUUAUGUCGUUUUUUUUUUUUUUUUUGUCGCCGCACGCUUGAUUAAGAAUAACUCAACGUCGGCAUCGCUUCUCUGUCAUUUUACUAGUUCAAAAAAGGGCGGGGCUUUAAACCAGCUGUGUCAACAACAAUGGUGGAGGAAACUAACCAGGACACAGUUUCAUGGCCCAGAGCAGGCUGCAACUUCCUGUGUUUAGAAAUAAGGCUAAUGCGGAAAUUUAAUAAAACUGCAGUUCCUCUAGAGUCCACUAGAGGCUGGCUCCUAAAGCAACACAAGCCACAUACACACCCAUUUAAAAAAGGAUCCUCACAGCAAAAAUAAACACAUUUACAGUCUGGUACAAAAAUCUGUUUCAGUCUAACUGAUUUCUCUAACUGCACUCACUAAAUGGGGAUUAUUACAUGUUUUUAUAACUUCUAGUUUUAAAGAUUUGAAACUUGCCUCAAGUCCACCUCUUUGCCACUUGGUAGGUUUGCCAAAAGUUAGGUCGAGUAAAUGUUUCGGACACAGUAACCACUCUUAACGGGCUUCAAACUCAGAAAUCAGUAGGUGGCAUCACUGAGAUUACACCCAUGAUUUCUACUGUGUAUGGUCUGCUCAUGCUACAACAUGAUUCCACAUAUUCCUGUGUUCUUCUUGGCAAAAUACAAAUGAAAAUACAAAUAAAUGAAGCAUAUGAGCUUUGAGCUUUGAGCUUUGUAACCCAGCAACAGUGAGCACAGGAGAACUGCUCUAUGAUCGAGGCCAGAGCAAAAAAGCUGCAUCUAAAGACAAACGGACCUUAUUAUCCUUAAAGAGGGUUAAUGAAAAGUCCACAUGUGCUGGGCAGACAUUUGAAGACCAGAACCUCUUCACUGGAGGAGUCGUGCACGCUCCGUCCUGAGCACCGUGCACGGACAGAACGGCCCUGACAUUUGUUCAGUAACAAGCUCUGUGGGAACGCGUCGGAUACUGAUGGCACCAAUUUAGCCUUCGCACCAGGAGGGUCACAACUGGGCACUGCUGUCUCCCCCCGAGGCUCUCGAAAUAUGUUUCCCGGCUAAGAGGCAGAUAUUUGAGCGUCUGCUGCAGAAAUGUGGGCCAUCAUCCCAUCCCUCAUUUGAAUUGACUGAUUAAGUGGUGUCUUGUUCAUAAACGGGUGAUUUAGCUAAGAGUUUCUGGAGCGUGUCUUGGCAUAAAUGGCUCUCUAACCGAGCUCUACGGUUCUCCUCCUGCAGAAAGAAAAUACAGAGUGCGAUGAGUUUAAAAUGCUUUCAUUUCACAACUAAAGCUCGGAUUAUUCGUGUUUUUCUUUAUUUUAAUAGAACCAUCAUCUCUUUCCCAUGCUGCUGUCUUGGUGUUCAGACGUGUUUGUAAAUGUUGGAGUGAACGGUGCAGCGUUUCCUGCUCCCGCUGCAUCUGGUGUGUGAGCUGAAUUUGAUAUCCACACUGAGAGGCUGCAGCAGAGAUAGGGAGGAGUAGGAGGCAAUAAAUGCCAUCUUAUGUCAUUUUUAUACCACUCUUGCUUUAGAGCACAGUGACAAAAAAGAGAGGAAACAGUUGGAGGUGAGGAUUAAUGUCAGCUAACAAACGUAAAGAGCGAGAUCAAAGUCUGCUUCUGCCACUGAAACACUUCCUCCUGAGGCUUUGUAUUAUCAAUUUAAGUUAGGUAGGUGUUAUAUUUCUGCUGUCAUCAAAGCCUCGGCACCAUGAGGCAGAGAUGUUACCCUCUCUGAUGAAUAAAGAUGCUUUGGCCGUCAUCCAGUAAAAAAGAAAUGAAGGAAAAAUACAGUCAUAAAAAAAUCAUCUGUCCACAGUUCACACAAGGUCUGUGGCUGAGUAGCUCAUGAUUGAUCCCAGGGAGGAGCUUUGACUGGUUUUUGUGCUUUAACUGCAGUUUAUUCCGCUUGCGUCUUUAAAUCAGACGACUUCUUUCAGGAAGUAGCCACAGAAAGAUCUGGAGUCACGGCACAUUAAUCAUGAAGAAACACGAGGCUGACCAGCGUACUCCGGGGAUACGGAUGAACUGGAACCUCCAUCCAUUUUCCUUUUUUUAUAUAUUCUCGUGGUAUCUCAUCGCUUUGUCAUGAUCGUGAUGUUCUUUUAUCGGGCGUACAUGCCUUGGCACCGCUAUUUGUUUUAUGCUGUUUUAAAGGGAUGUUACGGCGUAAAAUUAAGUUAUGGUCAAACACACCGAAACACAGAGUUAGACACACCCUCGCAAGAUUAAUUUUGGGAGCCCUGACGAGUCACAGAGUGCAGCCAUUAUUUCCAUUAAGUAUUAAUCAUCAUAAUAAUCAUUUUGCACUGCAGACGUGCUAAUUCUUCUGCCUUACCCCCAAUUUCCACCACAUCCGGAAUGGCUAAUUCAUACCGGAUCCCUUUGUGAGGUAAAUUCAUGGCCAAUUUUUGACAGUGGGAAUCGCGAGAACUCGCAAGAACCCGUGGAUUCAUGUACAAUCCCAAUCGCGAUACCGAGUUGUCUCUAUAAAGACAACCACAUAACCAUAUAAGCAGUAGAUUGUGUCCUUCCAGAGGAGGAGAUCCACUUCUUGACUUUUAGAAUCAGCAUCUCCUCAUCCUUAAUGUCAUCGGGGUGGAAUGCUGUCUAAAAACCUUUCACUUGUUUGUCCCUCCCUGUUUGCAUGAUGUGAAAUACGAUCAGCCUGUUUUAUUUUGUGUCUCUGCCUGACUUCCUUUCCAGUACGGACUAAUUUGUGCUGAGUUUAUCCGGCAUGCUCCGGUGUUCAGAAAAAGUAGAACUCUUGCGAUCAGCUGCAGAGCCCGCUGAUCAGCAGCGGAACGGAAAGAAACCGGUGGAAAAUGACACAUUAUCUUGAAUGGAAAUGAUCAGCUGCGAUCGGUGCCUACGGCCUUUUCGCUGCUGUUCUGGAUGCCGUGGAAAUUUGGGGUUAGUGUCUCGAUCUGAUUGCAUUUCCAUAAAGAAAUUAUCAUAAAUGUUUUUCCUUGAGCUGCGAAACUCCCCUACACUUGGUGAUCGACUCGUCAGGGCUGCUGGAAGAGAGUGGGUGAGUUGUGUUUGGUCUCUUUGCUAAAGAAAUCAGACAAAGUUAAAAAGAUGUUUGGUGGCUUGUACUAUGGCUGGGACCCUAUAUGUCCUGUUGAUGAAGUUAGGUGCUGUUCUGAGCAUUAUUUGUGGUUAUAGAGUGGCGUUUUGGUCGAGGUUUGAGCAUGGAGACGUAGACCACUGUGUCGUUACUAAAGUUGGUAUAACUAGAGAAGCAAGCGGUCGGCAACGUUCAUCUCUCAAGGGGGUGUCUAACUCGGUGUUAUGGUCCGUUAGACCACUGUUAGAUCACUCUGGAAUUCCCUUUAAACAUAAACAGAUGUGUUUUAAUUGAAGCUACAGUGAGAAUGUUUGUGUUUAUGUGGGUGUUUGGCGCCCCCUGUGGUCAAAGAAGUACCAUUAAUCUCUGUGUUGAACUUGUCCUGCUUUCUUUAAACAUUUUAAUUAAUUUUUCCCUCAGUAGAUAAUAGUUGUUGUUUGAUCACAUUCGUCCACUGCACAUCACACGGCAGUCGAUCCCUUAGGUCUGACUAACCAGACUGCAGGUUUGGUUUGUUGGUGUAGAAACAUUUAACCAGCUGCUGUAGCACUAAUUUCUGACCUUAAAGUAGCUUUGAACUCCAGCAGGAGAUGAGUAGAGACGUCUGUGUGAUGUCUGUGCUUGUUUUUUUCGUGUGACUUUGACUUAAAGAACGGCCAACAUGCACAGAGAGCUGUAGUGUCACUCCUCCUCCUCCUCCUCCUCCUCUUCUUCUGUGUGAUGGAGAAGUCGUACGAGCAGCUGUGUUUUCUGUCUCUUCUGUUUGCGCUGCAGGCUUUGAAGGCUGCUCCAUGGUGCCCUCCAUCUACCCGCUGGAGACGCUGCACAACUCGCUGUCACUGAAGCAGGUGGACGAGUUCCUCAACACGGUGUGUGAGAGCAGCAGCGAGGCCCACGCCAAAACAAUGAAAGGUAAGCUGUCUGGAAAAAAACGACACCGUUCUAAGUUCUUCGUGAGUAAAUUCAGGAGAAAACGACAUUUCUUGUAAGCAUCUGCGCCAUUGUUACUCCAAGGCUGCAAUUCAUUGAUUUAAAGGUAAUACUAAGAGGAAAAGAAGGUUUCUACUCUCCUCUAUCAACAGAAGUGAGGUUGGCUUUAUAUUCCAGCUCAGCGUAUCUGCAGUAAAACCCUGAGAUCUACUGCUAACUUCACAGACCAGAGAAAACAGGACAGGAGGAACACUGUCCGGUACUUUAAGGCUUCAUAUCAUCUCCAAAUAUUCUGAGUUUGUGUUGGAGUGGAAUUAACAGGAAGUCAAGUAAUCACGACUGAAGAGCGAGUACAAUUUCAAUCAAGAGAAAAUGAAUUAAUCCACCGUCACCUGCAUAAAAUGGCAGGUUUGAGACUAAUUUGGCACUAAAUGGAGAAAUAUAGGGCUGAGCGAUAAAACAAAAAAAUGUACUGAUACCAAAAUUUAUGACAGUAACCAACAUCAUUUUGCCCAUAUCGGUAUGAUCGGUGUAAAAAAAAUGAAUAAAUAAAGGUUAGUUUGAUGUGUGAAGGUAGGUUAUGGUCUCAUGUCCCUUUUAAGACGCUGUCCUACGUCAGAGAUGGAGGACGGUUCAAAAGUCGUAGCGGCUGAAGAAGAUAAAGUUAAUGUUGGAGGGGGUGAGCAGCUUGUGGAGGUGUUAUCAUCCAUUUAUCGUUAUUGAGGUGAAAUCGUGAUACUGAUUUGAGGCCAUAUCGCCCAGCCGUAUAGAAAUGGAGGUAUAGAUUUUUGUAUAACUCCAUUUUGAGGACAAACUAUCAAUGUAAGACCCUCUUAGUAAACUUUCACUAACAGUUAUAUUUUAAUUAUUUGCAAUAGGAGCAUAUCUAAGAAAACUGCUGAAGUUAAAGCAUCCAUCAGUAUAUUAAAGGGACGGCAUCUUAAUCAAAAACAUCAUGACGUCUUCACCAGGAACUUUCUGACCAUUACAAAUGCUCCCAGUCCCCCUAGUGGUCACCUUUCUCUCUGUGUCAUUGUGUCAUUGUGGUCUUCUGUAAAGCUAGUUAUGCUAGUUUGAUCAAUCAUGUUUUAGCAGCAGCUGGCAUUCAUGCUUCAUGUUUUUUUAGUCUUUUCAUGAUGAACUAUUAAUUAGAAAACAGGUUUGAGAUAGGCUUCAGCAAUGACAACAACUGCAUGAACUCCUCGCUUUCUUAAAAAAUCAAAAACUACUCAUAAAUUAGAAAGUCAUGACUCAUCCCUCAAGUGUUGAAAACUUACAGUUCUGGUGAAUUUGAACAAGUAAAUUCCAGUCUAUGUGUAAAACAAUUUCUUCUGGAUAUGCACUUGUACGCAGACUAAAAAAGGGUUUGUAUGAUUAUUUAAAUAUUGUAUAUUUUGUGAUAUUAUCUUCUCUGAAUGAGAAUGACAGAAGGACUGAACAGUGAGGAUGCUGCAAAAAUGAAAUCAAUCAUCUCUGCACUGUGUUCCCGUAGAGACUAAUGACCUUUUAGUUUCUGGUUUUGGAGCGUCUGAUCGUGAUGUUGUUUUUGUUUCUGUCCUCGCUCCAGCGCUCUCCAGCCUCUUCGACUCUCAGAGCCAGACGUCUCUGUACAGCCCUCAGCAGGCGCUGUCCUCCUCUGGAUCGGAAACUUCUCUGCGGCCACCGAGCCAGCCUCUGUGGCGUGAGUGUUGAUUUCAUUUUCAGGGAUUUUUCUGGUAUUUUGCAGCUUGUAAUGAAGCUCUGAUGGAAACCUCACGGUGCUGGUGCCUCAGAAAUGAAAAUGAUGCCAAUGAGUUACUGAGAUAUUUAUUUAACAUACACAUUAGGGGCACUUAUGUAAUCAAUUUCAUUAGAUAUAAGGGCUGGAUGGUGAUGGCAAAAAAAUAAUCCUGAUUAUUUUGACUGAUAUUGAAAUCAUGAAUAAUAAACACGAUUAUUCAUUGGUUUCAAAACUUGAGAAUUAAUUGAAUCACCAAAACUUUACUUUAAAUCUAACUUAAAAUAACAGCCAGAAAUGAAUUAGUAAUGAGUAAACAAGUAAAAAAAUAAUAACAGUAGUAAAUUCAAAUAAUGAUAACAAUAAAAACCAUAAAUAAAAAUAAAUACCCAAUCUACAUGCACUCCAAAAAACACCAAUAACACAGCCAAAAAAACAACAACAAAGUACUCUUUGAAAGUUUAAAAAAAAAACUUUUUAAUAACAAAAAGGAUUGGCCACAAAGUGUUUUACUUCCUCAGCUGUGUGAUCGCCGACUACUUGCCAAUGCUAAUACUCAGCAUGCGCGUUCUGUAGUGCAGAGCCCAUGUGUGGGUACAUGUACGGCUUUAUUCAGCUGUGGUGGUGCGCCACGAUCAUCAGCAUAUGGGGAAAACUCUGAAGUUGGUUGUGUUGUCUUGUGGAGCCAACAAAGUGUUUCCAGAUAACUGAAGUUGUCCUACCUUUCUUCUCAACCAGAGGCUGCCUUUCUGCCAUGUUUUCAAUCGCUCGCUCCUCAUAUUAUUGAUCCACACACAUCACACUUACAGCAGCUGCACGUAACAGGGGUGCAUUCAACGGGUUUCUCCAGCACAGCAACCGCAGCGUGCGUCACAUCAAUUGUUUAUCUUCGAUUAUAAUGUUUUUAUGAUCGAGAUUAGCCAAAAUCGAAAUCAUGAUAAAAAAUUUAUCGUCUAGCACUAAUAGAUAUAUUUUACAUUAGGGCUGGGUGAUAAACCAAAAAUCUACCAAUACGGAAAUUUACAAGAUUAAACAACGUCAUUUUGCCAUUGCCAAUAUAUUUGGUGUCUAAAUAAAUCAAAACAUAAAAGUUGGUUUUGGAUGUGUGUAGGUAGCCUAUGGUCUCAUGUCCCUUUAAGAUGCUGUCCUCCAUCAGAGACGUGACUCCACCCCUUCCAGUCUGUAACAAAGAGGGAAAGACAGGUGAGGAGAUGGAGGACGGUGAAGUAGACGAAGUUAAUGUGGGAGGGGGUGAGCAGCUUGUGGACAAGUUAUCGUCCAUUUAUCGUUAUCGAGGUGAACUGUUCAAUAUAUCCUGAUAUUGAUAUGAGACCAUAUCGCCCAGCUCUAUUUCAAAUUCAGAAUAGGAGACUGAUUUGAGCAGCAGUGAUGUUGUUAUACCUCCUGAGAACCAGUGUUCGUGGUCAAAAUACUCCAUGUUUCCCUCAUGUAGUGCAGCUCCUGCUCCUCGGUAUCAGAUCAGUUUCAGUUUCAGCAGAGAACACGUCUUUUUAAUCAUCAGCUCUUCCUCUAAAGCUGCUCUGCAGAUGGACUUUCGCUGUACUCGACAACUCCCCUGUGUAAAAAUGAGUAAGUGUGAGAAUGAGAGGAGAGUGAUGCUGAGGGAGACUGUGCACGCUCAGCAAAAACCAGCGUUCAGGGUGAAAAACCUGCGCCCUCAGAUGACCCCCGUGUAACUGAUAGUAUCUGUAACCACUGCAGAUAAAUGAUCACCUAUCAGGGCGCAUCUGCUCAGCGUAUAGUUGUGUAUCAGGGCUGAGAUCAGGAGGAAGGUUUGUGUCCUUUAACACCCGCGGAUCUUAAAAGUACGUUCUGUUAUUACAGACAAGAAAGGCUGCUGUGAGGAGAAAACCUUCAGUGUGCUAAACAAAGCUGCUUUCUGUACUAAUUAGCAAUAGAAAGUAAAAUAUUCAAGAGAUAAUAACUAAGGAGAGAAAAACAGCCAACUGUCUUUGAAAGUUGUUUGAGGGAUUCAGUCCGGAUAAUUUACCGUCUACAAAGUGAAGGAGGAACGAUAGAGAGACGCCUCACCUGAUAAAACGUUCACAAAAACAGGAAAUAAAUGUAGUGAUCAGUUUAAACUGUUUUUAUUAUGGUCUUAAAAAGUCUUUAAUUUGACUUGUUGAAACCCGCAGAAACCCUGUAUAUACCAGAUAAUAGGAAUUGAUCCUACAUAGGCUUAAGCCUUCAUACACGAGUAACUCCUGGUCCUCUAGGCAACACAAGAAGAUAUUUUUUUUUCAGGUUUAAAGACUCAGAGUGAAACAUCUGUGUGUCUACAGCUGAUCUGAGAUCCACCGACACCCUAAAGUCUUAGAUUUGCGUCAUUUUCAUACCAAAAUUGCCGAGAAGCUGGCAUCUGUUCCUGGAAGCAUAUCUGAUCUCUGAGAUCACCAGACAAUGAAUAUUUAAAGCCUCCAUCCUUACGAAUGGGUUUGAUAUUUAUGAACACAUGAAUUAAAGACCCGAAAUGUCAGAGAAGCUGAUUUCCAGCAGAAUGUGACGCCCUGGCAGGUCUUUCUGUUGGAUCGGCGACACACAUAAAACUUCCAUCAGGCCUCGGAGAGAACAAUCAAACCUCUCUCUCUUUUUUACCUCCUCUUCCUCUUCCUCUUCCUCUUCCCUCUGGGUGGUUAGCCGACUGUUUUAUCCCCCUGCCAGUGCGGAUGAUUGAUGAAGUGUCCAGCUCCCCGUUUUUCAUCUCCACGCCCGUGUGUGUGUGUGUAUUUUAUUUACAUUGUUGGCAUCUGUUGUGGAUAUUUUUCCGUCUUUCUUUCUAUCUGCUCCAGACCAGGUUCACGGUAACAGCCGGUAACUCAAUUAGCUUCGUUCGUCCCCCUUUGUGCGGCAGACGGGCGGGGGCGCCGGAGGUUAAAUCUGGUUAAGUGCGACACUCCUAUUGGCUGUAGUUACAGGACAGCUGAGUGAUGCGAUCGGAGUAAAACAAGCAUAAAACAUCUGUCGUUGUUCAUCAUCACUCUAAAAAUCCUGAAAUGUUAAUGAAUUUGUUGAUUAAUGAACGCUGAGAGUCUCGUCUCUUUAAGUUCUCGGUGUACGUCUGAUCACCGUUACACACUCUGACGUACGUGUGGCUCGAUUUAUGAAACCAAAAACACUGUUUUUAUCAAGUUCUCCAUGGUAACAGAGGAUGAUGUGGCGAGAGGAUGACGCUGUUUAUGUACUAGAUCAACUCAGCCCUCUUUUUUUUUUUUUUUAUUCACUUCAUGUCCCCCCUCGCCGUGACGCACAGUAACAAAUUCUGAAAACGCACUCUCAGUGAUGAACACUCGAGUUGCUAACGUGUUUUAUAAGAAACUGUUUUCAGACGUUUUGUGUCCGUGCUUUGAAAUCUGCGUUCCUUAAAGAUGGCUGUCUGUGUUGUUUUAUUCAAAGAUGGCAGCAUCCCCUCCAGCGCCGUAUCCAGCGCCGGCCCCUCCUCCCCGAUCACCGAGAGCUCCGGCCUGAACUUCAGCUUCAGUGAGUAGACAGGCAGCCUGAAAAUCACAAAGACUUCUGGGUAUUCAAGGGCUCCUACUCGAGACUUCUCUGUCUCUUCCUGUUUUUGAUUCAUCUUUCUCUCCUGCUCACAUUCACAAAAAAAACAAAAAUCACUGGAGGAGAGACUCGCAGAGAGGCCACUCUGCCUCGGGUGUUACGAAACACUCAGACUGUAAAUAAAACGGAGCUCCUGAUUUCUGAUCACCGGGGAAACAAAAGGAGACAGAAACACUUCAGACAUUCACUUCACAAUCCUCUCCACUGAGCCGCAGAGCAUCAAGCCAACAUCCACGCCAGUUGUGCCUUCAGUUUAAUUAAGACGCUGCCUACGCUGGAAACACCGUCGGCGCCUGCUGUUCCUCCAAAAAAUGCUCUUCAACCAAAUAUGUCACGCACCAGCUGCCUCAGUCCUGAUCUCAGGCAUGUACGACCGAGAAAUACAUCACAGACAGGGAGUCCGAGCGUCAGCGCUUAUCGAUUUUAAUUUGUUGUUCUUCACUUUUCUGCUGAAGCUGCAGCUCAAGAAAAAACAUCCACUUAAAUUCAGUGACAUUUGUCCUCUCUGCUGCUUUUUACGCUUGUGUUGUUUUUCAGCCACAUGUAGUUAAAAGUUAAAGCUCAGAGGAAAAGUCUGACAUUUUGGCCAAUGUGCUUGUUUAUUUCUUUUAUUUAACCAGGAGUUAAACAGACGGGCUGGACGUUUAGCUGCAGCCUGUUAACUCAGCUCUGGAACAAACAGGGAACUGUUGUGGUUUUUAAUUGUAUCUCCAAGGUAAUGCUUUUGCUGUUUGUUCAGGAAGGCAGCUGAAGAGAUACAGGAAACCAGAAGGGGAAGAAAAAGUGUACGGAAGACGAUCAGGG
Molecule: messenger RNA, 59462 nt
Organism: Xyrichtys novacula (pearly razorfish)
Lineage: Eukaryota; Metazoa; Chordata; Actinopteri; Labriformes; Labridae
Source: the annotation of a GenBank genome assembly